AUGCCUGUGGUGUGGCCAACUCUCCUUGACUUCAGCAGAGAUGAAUGCAAAAGGAUUCUUCGCAAGCUAGGUAUUUUUACAUAUUUUAUUCAUUUAACAUGAGAAACAAUUAAACUUCUGCAGACUCUGUAUCUCGUGUUGUUGAGACAGCCCAAGCAUCAUGGGAGUAGUAGUCCACAAUAUCUGGAGUGCCUAACGUUUGUUGUUGCUGUUUCACAUCGCUCUCCCUCCAGCUGGCCCUGGGCAAUGUUUACUCCUUGCAUAAUCACAUGACUGGCCAUCCAUUGUACUGAUUGACCAGUGGUAGGCAACCUUUGGCACUCCAGAUGAUGUGGACUACAUCUCCCAUGAUGCUUUGCCAGAACAUUAUGGGAGAUAGUCCAAAACAUCGAAAGUACCGAAGGUUGCCAACCCCUGUGUUAGGUUGUCCGUUUCCAUUUCUAAUAAUUGAGUGAAAGGACAUAUUUGAACAGCGCUUGUGUCACGGUUUGUUUUCACUUUUAUUAAAUGUUCCCAACAGUUAUUGAGAAUAUUAAUACAUUUUAUUAAUAACGCAAACAUUUCCCAGGGCUAUGCUAGGCUACCCCAAAAAAUAAAUCCUAAAUAACGGCCAAUGAGUGAUCAGCGUGAAGACCUGCAAAUCCACGCUUUAUCCUUAGAACAGUGCAACAUCUCGAGCCAAGCUGAUCUCCCGGUCACCGUUUUAUUAAAUGACUGUAAUUUCAUUUAGAGUAUUCGUUGCCGGAGCGUGGCAGAAUCCUCAGACUUGCUUAGAUCCACGGGUAAUUGUAAUGUCUUGGGUUACACAGGAAUUCAAGCAAGUCGUUUGGCGUGUGUGUGUUUUUAUUUUGAUUCUUUGACAAACACACACCCACCCACCUACGUAUUUUAUGAAUGGUUCAAUUACAGGCUCCUAUGCCACCUAGUGGUUGUUAUGGUUCUCUGCGAGUGCAGAUAGUACAGCAUACAAUUCUUGCUUUCUGCCCACUAAAUACAUUUGUUACCAUAAGCUAUGUUGCUUUGUUUUCAUUCUUCCACAAAAAGGAUUAAUUUGAAGUGGGACACAUUUUGAUAAGGCGAAGAUUUCACCUCACUAUAAAAAACUAUGAUUUGCGCUUAUUCUUUUUCUCUAAUGUUUAUUUUUGGGCAGUUAAUACUCAGUAGUUUUCACAGAAGUGACAGCUCCUUUUCUGAUAUUGUCUUGAUUUUCGUUAAUGGAGUAAAUAAGCGUAAUAUAGUGAUAUAGUGAUUUAUAUUCAUGUAGACUCUACAUUGUAGAGAAUAACAAUCGCCAACAUUUCACAGAACGACAUUAGAACAGAUCAACUUACCUGGUUACUUUCCUGUUUUCUUGUUUGUCCAUAAAUGGCUGUUUUGAUCUAACGUUUACGGAGAGUUAUUUGGUAUAUUGAAUAGUGAUUAAUUCAUUCCAUUUCAGGCCCAGCCUCUGUUUGCCGAGGGCAUUACACCUCUCAUACUAGUGCAGUGUCAAAGUCCAGCGUAUGGAGCCUGCUCAGCUCACGUUGGAGCAGACAGGAGCCAUACUUCCCGAGAAUCUAGGAGACAGUGACAAUAGCUGGGAGCCAGGCCAAAUCUGCAUUCAUUGACAUACAGUCCAUUAGCCCAUCAUACACAUAAACAUGCAGAACGUGCCAAUCUCUAACCUAUACAGUCAAUCACGGACACAGACAUGACUAGUCAAACCAACACACUCGCACGUUUAAUUAUCUCCUAGCUCUUUCUGUUCACCUUCAUAGGCCGUGAAGCUGCUCUGUCCCUGCAGUGCGAUGGGUGCACACUGUCUGCAUCAUGCUGUAGCAGAGGCAGCUCUUGCUCUCUCUCUCGAGCUCUGUAUUCAGUCAGCGUACUGUGUGUGUGUGUGACAUUAUAUAACUUGAGUUGACAUGGGGACAGACUCUCCUCUCUAGGUCCCAUUUCUCUGUUGCCAUGGUGACCCCUCCUUGUAUUUGUAGAUUCCAAUACCACUGUAGAGGGAUACUCUCCACAUUAAAGCAGGACAAUGCUGUGUUUAGUUACAUUGUCUGUGAUUGUCACUCGUAUGAAUUGUCAUAUAGUGUAUAUCACGCCUCCAGUUUAGUGCAUCAGUCCUCUGGCUGGCUGUGCAUAAAAGGAGUAGUCUAAUGCCAGCUGGUGGUUGCUUCGUGCUGUCUCACUCUGUCUCUCACUGUCUCUGUCGUUUGUUCAGCUUUUCUGUGCUGUCAGGGUUAUUAACUAAGCUCAGGAUUAUAUUGUGUUAAAGUCUUAAUAGCAAGAUGAGGGCAAAUAUAGCACCUAUGGAGACAUUCCAACUGAGCUAUAGUCAAAGCUUGACUAUUUAUCCUCAAUACUGCAAUUCAGAUUUUAAUUCUGUACAAAUUCAGGGAAUAGCCAGGUGUGUGGGCUGUCUCGCUCUGUUUGGGUGCUCUGUGCCACGUGAGGCUGUCUCGCUCUGUUUGGGUGCUCUGUGCCACGUGAGGCUGUCUCGCUCUGUUUGGGUGCUCUGUGCCACGUGAGGCUGUCGCUCUGUUUGGGUGCUCUGUGCUACGUGAGGCUGUCUCGCUCUGUUUGGGUGCUCUGUGCCGUGAGGCUGUCUCGCUCUGUUUGGGUGCUCUGUGCUACGUGAGGCUGUCUCGCUCUGUUUGGGUGCUCUGUGCUACGUGAGGCUGUCUCGCUCUGUUUGGGUGCUCUGUGCUACGUGAGGCUGUCUCGCUCUGUUUGGGUGCUCUGUGCUACGUGAGGCUGUCUCGCUCUGUUUGGGUGCUCUGUGCCACGUGAGGCUGUCUCGCUCUGUUUGGGUGCUCUGUGCCACGUGAGGCUGUCUCGCUCUGUUUGGGUGCUCUGUGCCACGUGAGGCUGUCUCGCUCUGUUUGGGUGCUCUGUGCUACGUGAGGCUGUCUCGCUCUGUUUGGGUGCUCUGUGCUACGUGAGGCUGUCUCGCUCUGUUUGGGUGCUCUGUGCUACGUGAGGCUGUCUCUCUGUUUGGGUGCUCUGUUUGGCUCUGUUUGCUCUGUGCCACGUGAGGCUGUCUCGCUCUGUUUGGGUGCUCUGUGCCACGUGAGGCUGUCUUGCUCUGUGCCACGUGAGGCUGUCUUGCUCUGUGCCACGUGAGGCUGUCUUGCUCUGUGCCACGUGAGGCUGUCUUGCUCUGUGCCACGUGAGGCUGUCUUGCUCUGUGCCACGUGAGGCUGUCUUGCUCUGUUUGGGUGCUUUGUGCCACAUGAGGCUGACUUGCUCUGUUUGGGUGCUGUUUAGUUUAUAUGUGGCUGUCUCGCUCUGUCUAAUUUAUAUGUGGCUGUCUCGCUCUGUCUAAUUUAUAUGUGGCUGUCUCGCUCUGUCUAGUUUAUAUGUGGCUGUCUCGCUCUGUCUAGUUUAUAUGUGGCUGUCUCGCUCUGUCUAGUUUAUAUGUGGCUGUCUCGCUCUGUCUAAUUUAAAUAAGGCUGUCUCGCGCUGUCUAGUUUAUAUGUGGCUGCCUCGCUCUGUCUAGUUUAUAUGUGGCUGCCUCGCUCUGUCUAGUUUAUAUGUGGCUGCCUCGCUCUGUUUAGUUUAUAUGUGGCUGUCUCGCUCUGUUUAGUUUAUAUGUGGCUGGCUCGCUCUGUCUAGUUUAUAUGUGGCUGUCUCGCUCUGUCUAGUUUAUAUGUGGCUGCCUCGCUCUGUCUAGUUUAUAUGUGGCUGUCUCGCUCUGUUUAGUUUAUAUGUGGCUGGCUCGCUCUGUCUAGUUUAUAUGUGGCUGUCUCGCUCUGUCUAGUUUAUAUGUGGCUGCCUCGCUCUGUCUAGUUUAUAUGUGGCUGCCUCGCUCUGUCUAGUUUAUAUGUGGCUGCCUCGCUCUGUUUAGGUUACGUGUUAUUUUUUGUCUCUGGUGAUGUCAUUGUGGCCGUUUCCUGUGUUGCUGUGUAUUAGUUUGCUUGCCGAGGGCUGCAGGGGAUGUGCGGUGCUUGAUACGCUCCUGGCAUGAUAGCAGAAUUGCAGGCAGCGGUUUCCCAUCUACUCUGACACUUAGCCUGUUUGUUCUAAUGUUCAUUGUCUUUGCAUAUAAAGCAGGCGUGUAAGGAGACAUCAGAUUCUAUUUUUUUUAUUAUUAUUAUUCCUGGGUAAUUUAUUUACUGAUUUUAUAAUCUUCAUGUAGUCAUGAGGCCCUCAGUUCUACAAACCAAUACUCUAAAAAUGCCCGAAAUGCUCGCCAUGCAAUGAGUAAAAUGCGAUUUCUGUGGUGACCAUUCCAAGAUGGACGUUUUACCCUUGAGAAGACGAUGCAGUCUUCAUCCAUCCUUCUCUGAAAACAUUGCUUCUGGAACUGUUUACUAAUGAUCUGACUGGGGAAUAGUCUAGUUUCUGCUGGAAAUCGUAGUUCUUCCGUGACUCCCACCCCAGGUUGGUAAUGUGCUUUAGAGGCACCAUAACCACUGCAGACCAACUACAAAAAUCACAUUUUUAAAUUCUUAAUUUUAACGUUUGAAAAUGAGGGCUUGUCUAUAUAUUAACAUGCAGCUAGUAUGGUAUUUAUUUACUUGGGAUCGAUCAAUAUCCAUUUUACAGAGCCGAACCAAUACUGAUUAUUGGGCACCCUCCUGGCUGAUUACCAAUGCCGAUAUUCUGUACAUUUAAAGUUUUGAAAAAGUAAAGAUUUUUACACAAAUCUGAGCAUGCUGACAGCAGUCACAUUCCUAUCACUCUCAGGCAGCCUGAACAUACUGAGAUCCCAUCAUGUACAGUGCUGUUACUGAUAAGAGUGUAUCAAGAGGAAAAGGAAAGUAACUGCGCCCAAAGAUUACGUACAAAACUCCAUUAGUACAUAGGUCUUUUGAAAUUAUACACGUAUUGGACCUCAUAUAAAACAGAAGAAACCAUAAUAGUGCAAUACAGUAUGUACAAUAAGUAAGUGAUGUGUGAUUACACUUACAUUUAAUUGAGCUAUCUCAGAGCUCAACUGUUUCAGCGCAUGGACGGAACAAACCCCGUCUAAGGAUAUAAGUUGGUAUAGGUGUCCCAAAUGGAGUGCAGUGUGUGUAUAGAGAAUAUAGGUAGGGAUAGAUACAAAAAUAAUACUCCAAUGGUGAAAUAAAUAUUUGUAAAUGUGGAGUAAUAUAAAUAAAGUAACAUACUCACAUUUCCCAGAGCAAGAAUUGCUCUGGUAUAUAUAGCGUUGGUGGUAUAAUCCCCACCUUAAAAAUUAUCAAAAGUUUAAUAGUUCGCUGUUUAGACUGCUGCUGCUUUCUAGCUCAACAGCUAUCAGUCUACAUCCACAUAUAACGUGCACACCUCUCGUGACGUCACUUCCAGCUGAGAGUGUGCUUACUGACAGCAGUCACAUUCCUAUCACUGUCAAGCAGCCAGAACAUACUGAGAUCCCAUCAUGUACAGUGCUGUUACUGAUAAGAGUGUGCUUACUGACAGCAGUCACAUUCCUAUCACUCUCAGCCAGCCAGUAAAUAAUGAGAUCACUGAGAUCCCAUCAUGUACAGCACUGUUACUGAUAAGAGUGUGCUUACUGACAGCAGUUACACUCUUGUCUCUGAGUCAGCCAGCUCAGCAAAAUACAGUAGAUUAUACCUCCCUGCCUUCAGCUGAGCGAUGCAUGCUAGGACUCACAGGGAGGGGUGACGUGAGGUCACGACAUGGCACUUCAUCGGCUGGCGGCUGGAGUUGGGAGGGGGAGUUCGUAUUUGUAAUGUACUUUCUAUUUAUAAUUUAUUUGAAGAGACUGUCGUAUUCGGAGUAUCACUCUAACUGUAACAUUGCUAAUACGGGUAUUAUAGAUAAUAAAGAGGAGGCUAAUCUUUGUACAAUCCAGAGUGUUCAAGUAUAAAACUAUACAUUUAUAUAUUCAACGGUUAGAUGUAAGUUUUCAGAUGAAAAGCCAUGCUGUGUAAAAGGUGAUAUGUAAAUCUGCCUACUCUCUUGGUACUGUUGCUUACAUAUUACCUCAUUUCAAACCCUUGUCAGUCAAGUAUACAUACAAUAUAACAAUAAAUGAAUCUGUAUAGUCAUUAAUGUCCUUUCCAUGUGACUCCUGUUCCUGGUUUUCAGAGCUGGAGGCGUAUGCUGGCGUUAUUAGCGCCCUCCGCGCCCAGGGAGACCUCAGUAAGGAAAAGAAAGAUCUUCUUGGGGAGCUGUCGAAAGUGUUAAGGUAAUCCCCAUAUUCCGUAUAAUAACGAUAGUCACAUGUAGAGCUUUUACAUUGUGUAUAUAGACUAUAGAAACCAACCAGCACAGUGUCACAGUUAUAGAAUAAAUAUUCAUCUCUAUUUUAUAGGCAGCUCACGUUUCUGGAAUUACUUAGUGGUUCAUGUGCACACUGACAGGAUUAUUUACUAAAGUAAUAAUUGUUGGGAAUUUCAAAUUUAAAGCUGCCGAAAUCUAAAAAUUCCCCAAGUCCGCUAUGCUUCCCAUUCGGCUCCUUUUGACUUUCAAUUUUCAAUUAAUUUUAUUUUCAGUUUUAAUUUCCGGUAAUUUUCACUUUGAUAAAUAACCUGUAAAUGUUCCUGACCGUUUGUGUCUGAGGUUUUGAUAGCAUAAUGUGUGAAUAAUUAGCAUUGUAUUCUACGAUGUAUUCCAUGUGUUCACUCGUGUUAUAACUUGCGGCAUCCAACGAACAUUACUCCUUCUAUUUUGUGCUAGCAUUUCAACAGAGCGGCACCGGGCAGAGGUACGAAGGGCGGUGAACGAUGAGCGCCUCACAACCAUUGCACACAAGUGAGUGGUGACUGUCUCGUAGCAUAACAUGUCAGGUAGAGAGUGUUUGCCGUGCAGCGUGAAUAAAUAGUGAACAGAAAAAAAAAGGGUGAAAGCACACAAACAGUGGAAUAUUUUACCUUUAAAAUCUUAUAUAGGUCCUAUUUUCAGCAACAGACAGUAACUGUGGACCCUAUAUAUAAUAUACACAAGAAAACAACAUAGUGUAUACUGCUGAAACCUAUUUACAAUAUGUGGAGAAUAAAAAAGGUUCACUCACACUUUCCAGAGCCACAUAAGUUAGGCUCUGGACUGUAAAGGUAUUUCAUCCACCAAGGGAUACACUGGAUCUGAUCCUCCUUAAAUGUUUGUAAAAAGUUUUUCUUCGCAGGAACCAGGUAAGGUGAAGUGUUAAAAUAAACAUUUAUUUGGUAUAAAAUAAUAAAAGCAGAAAUGGCUGACACAGCAGCUAGCACAACGCGUUCGACCCUCCAGGGUCUUUUUCAAGUGCAGUAUAUCCUCCCCAUUUGCUGACCCACCUAUAUAUAUGUCUCCAAUUUACCAUAUUGGAGACAGGUGUAGCAGCAGGAAAUGGUAAUUGAAUGUCCAUAUUUGGUCAUUGCAGGAAGCAUCUCGCCACCACUAAGAUGGUGCUUCCUGUUUUGACAUAUAUAAAUAAAGAGAGAAAAAAAAUUGCUUCUGGUUUUUACAUAUAAAAAAAUCAAUAAAAAAAUCUUUAUUUUAAGGUGUUUUUAAGCUGCACCAGUUAUAGUAUUUUGUGUAUUUCUUGUGAAUAAAUAGUAGCUCACAUGAUACACAGCCGGCCGAGUGUCCCAGGAAUGUGAAAUCCGCACAGCCUUGUGGGUGUAAAUGGGUUUGAAGAGAGAAACUAAUAGAAUAAAGUCUAUAUAAAACCGAGGGAAAGUAAGUAGGGAUGAACUGGUACAAUCCGAAUUGGCGUUACCAUGGAAAAGUAGUGGGUGCUUUUUUUAAUUUGAAUUUAGAUUAGAUUGUGUCCUACCGAGCUUACAUUCUGGUUUUCUAGCAUGUCUGGUCCAAACAGCUCUUCCGAGUGGUCCAUCGAGGGGCGACGUUUGGUGCCACUGAUGCCUCGCUUAGUCCCACAGACGGCUUUUACUGCCACUGCCAAUGCCAUCGCAAACUCUGCUGGACAGCACAACUCUGCCCUUCCAGACCCUGCGGAGACUGGUCACAAAGAAGGUAAGUCCUAAUCUAAUCGGCCAUUAUCAUUGGGCACUGUUAUACCUCGCUAAGAUAUUUACAGUCAGCUUGGUGCUGCUAGAUAAAAACUGGGGGAAUUUACUAAUAGAAGAUCGGUGGUAUUAUUUUAGAACUUUGCCCCAGUUUUUUUUUUUUUGUUAAAUGAAUUUGUCCCAAUGUACAUAUUUUUGUUCCUGUUUCUAUGGCUUCAUUUUACUGUAUGGGGUGUUGGGAUGACUCUGCAAAGCAUGAGCGGUCCGUGGGCAUUCAGGAGUCAUUUUAAAUUGCUCAAUUAAAUGGUGUAGCUUGCACUACAAUAGCAAAGCUCAAAUUUUUCACAAGUUAAAUGUUCUAGUAUUUCCCACCCAUAAAACAGACAAGUCCCACGUGCACCAAGAUUAUCCUCUCUGAAUUCUUACUAUCUGAACAUUUUAGUAGUUCGUUUGGUGCCAGUCCCUAUCCUCCAUCCAUGGUUAUGCUGGUUCUAUCUGUACGACAUGAUUGGAUUGUAGUGAAGAUCGUGCAAAGAGAACUGGCAGUGAGCACUAUGCAUUCCCAUUUCAUGUCAUUUUUGAUUGAUCGUUUGUGAUCAGUAUUUUCUCAUUAAAUCAUGCGGUCUGUGGGCCGUGCACCCAACAAAUGUUCUUUUACAAAAUAAGUGCAUGUAAUUCCUGUAAAUAUGUUUCUUCCAGUGGUAGUAUGUUACUCCUAUACAAGUACCACGUCAACACCCACCUCCACCCCAGUUCCCAGCGGUAGCGUGGCCACUGUAAAGUCUCCCCGACCAGCCAGCCCUGCUUCAAACGUGGUCGUACUUCCAAGCGGCAGCACAGUUUAUGUGAAAAGUAAGUACUGCUGUGUAUCCUGCACUUUGCUCUGGAACAGACUAAAUAAAGUGUGUGUGUGUGUGUGUGUAUAAAUAUAUAUAUAUAUAUAUAUAUAUAUAUAUAUAUAUAUAUAACAGAAAUUGACUUUGUUUUUAGUAUAUCUGGCAUAAAUAAAUUAAGGUUAUAGACAGGUGGGUAUUGUGCUAGAAGAUCAUGCGAGUGGGCUUCCUUUGUGAUCUUUAGGACAUAAUAUUAUUGGCCUUAACGCUGAGCUCUGUUAUUGUAGCUGGAGACUUGCAAAAAAUAACUUCCUGCUCAUUCGCGCUAGUUAGUACCAUACCAUAUACAUUGUUCAAAACUUGGUAAUAUUAUUUUUAUCACCAUUUAUAUUGCGCCAACAGAUUCCAUAGCACUUUACAAUAUUAUUAGAGGGGGGAUUUAACAAUAAAUAAAUAAAUUACAAGAAAACUUACAGGAAUGAUAGGUUGAAGAGGACCAUGCUCAAACAAAAAGAAGGCGGGGUAUAAAACACAAUAGGAAUAUGCUGGCUCUUGAGUGAGGAAUAAAUUGUUUAAUAUAUCCUAAAACACAAUUAUUAUUUUUUUUGGUGUGGCUCUUUAUGAUGUGCUUUUGCAGGUGUCAAUUGCUCAGAUGAUGACGAAAAACCUCGGAAAAGAAGGCGUACAAACUCCAAUAGUAGUUCCCCCGUUGUCCUAAAGGACGUUCCCAAGAUGUUGACGCCUGUCUCCAAGACCAUUACUGUGCCCGUCACUGGGAGCCCCAAGAUGAGCAACAUCAUGCAGAGCAUUGCCAACUCUUUACCUCCCCACAUGUCUCCCGUGAAGAUCACCUUUACCAAACCCACCACACAGACUACCAAUACCUCCACGCAGAAGGUCAGUGCCUGUACUAGUGUACACUAAGACUCUCGGGUUAAAAAAAUAUUGUUUUGUCAGAGCUGAGAUUUCAUCAUUUCGUUGAGGGUUAUUAACCUUAAAAUUAGACAUGUGCAAAAAUAUUUUUAAGCAGUUUGUUAGAAUAAUGUUUCUGACAAUCAGUGAACGAAUAGAUUUCAAAAAUUCAGUUAGCCUAGAAAGAACCUAGUCCGAUUCAGCUGAAUUAACAUCCUUUUUGAAUUGGUUUUAAUUUUGGUGAUUCUGAAUUGAUUUGUUUGUGAACUUACCGAAUAUUCACUAAAAAUGCCAAUGAGAUAGCUCAGUGGGCUAAUGCAUCAUCAGUAGAAUCUUUUGAACCCUUGGUUCAAAUCCUGGCAGGGCUGUCUGAUCCUUCCGAGGUAGAUAAAAUGAGUACCUUUAAAUUGGGCAAUAGUAACAUCCGCAGGAUGCACUUGGAAACCAGAGUAAUCUGAAUGUACUUUUCCUGGUUAAAUACUUUGUUGUUGUUAUUACUGAUUCAAAAAUUGCCAGGAGUCUGCUGGUGCUUCAUUUAAACAGCCAUUUCAUGUGAAAUUGAUGUAAAUAAUGUUUUUGAAAUAAUACUUCUUGAAAGGAUGCAUUAUUUUUUUUGGUUACAGGUAAUUAUAGUAACGACUUCUCCAAGCUCCACAUUUGUUCCGAACAUUUUAUCGAAGUCCCACAACUAUGCCGCUGUCACCAAACUGAUACCCACCUCCGUCAUAACAUCCACCACACAGAAACAGCCAUUAAUUGUCACCUCUUCGCAAUCCUCGCUUAUCCCGGCAGCCAUUGAAGGCGGACCUUCUGCCCCUUUGUCCUCUGGUAGUAUUGCUGUCACUACAGUGGUUUCUGCUACCCCUUCACUGGUCAUGUCCACAAUGGCGCAAGGUAAGCCCUUUCCCCCUGUCUUUUCAUGUUUUUAUAGAAUUUUGUUUUCUUUCACAAAACUGUAGCAUUGAUUUAAGGUGCAUUAUAAGCACUAAAACAACUGCUCGCUUAAUGAAGCAGUUUUUGUGUAUUGAUAAUGCCCCUGCAGUCUCGUUGCUCAAUUCUCUUCUAUUUAGGAGUUAAAUCACCUUGUUUCUGCAGCCCUUGUCACACCUUCCCUGGCUGUGACCUAAACAGCCUCACCUGAAAAAGUCAAUAUUUUUAGCUUCCUUCAUUGUACUUUGUGUUUACUUUAGACGUUAUUCUCUCCUUCCCUGUUAACAGCCCGCUAGAGCCCUCUGUGUGAUAUAAAGUUCAGUUUACAGCAGGAAAUAAAAGCUUCUAAAGUAAACACAUUGUGCUGUGAGAUCUGUUUGACAAUAAAACCAUUUUUAUUAUGCAGACUUUGUCAGUCACAGCCUGGGGAGAUGUGGCUAGGAUUGCAUAAUCAGAAACAAAAGUGAUUGAACUUCUAAAUUACACAGAAUUGAGCAUUGAGACUGCAGGGGCAUGAUCUAUACACCAAAACCACUUAAUUACGCUAAUGUUGUUUUAAUGUUUAGAGUAUACCUUUAAUGAAUAUUGUAUAAUAUGUGUCCAACAUAAAUAUUUUUUUUAAAUGUUUUUUAAUAAACUAGCAUCUAUGUAGGGACUGAGACUUUAUUUUUAUUUUGUUUAGAUGCAUUAAUGGCAUCAGAAAAGAAAUGAAAUGCACCAAUGUUUAUUUUACCCCUUCAUUCAGGUUCCACUUGGAACUUUUUGAGAUUGCAUUUUGCAGGCACACCUUUCCAGUGACGUCACUAGGCCCCCCUACAUCAUGCUGUGCCCCCCCCCAAACGCUGGCAACUUCCUGGCCACGUGCUGUGCUUAAGAUUAUAUUCCCUCUGGCUGUAACAGUCUGUGACAGCCCGAGGGAAUGCAGGACCGAGGUGCUGGGUGUUCUCUGUGGCCGGAGGGAGCACUGAGAGGCUCCUGGGAAUAGGCCAUGCCCCCCAACCGAAGCCCCACCCCCGCUCAUAAGCCCCACCCCGCCGUUAAGCAGCAGACCAUAUUGCUGCUGGAAAGGAUGGAAGAUGGCUCUCUGACCCCCAGCAACAGCCUCCAGUGACAGGUAGGCUUGGGGUGUGUGUGUGUGUCUGCUAGUGAGGAAGCUUGUGUGAGUAUGGACUCAGCAGUCUGUGUGCGUAUGGACUCAGCAGUCUGUGUGCGUAUGGACUCAGCAGUCUGUGUGCGUAUGGACUCAGCAGUCUGUGUGCGUAUGGACUCAGCAGUCUGCGUGCGUGCGUAUGGACUCAGCGGUCUGCGUGCGUGCGUAUGGACUCAGCGGUCUGCGUGCGUGCGUAUGGACUCAGCGGUCUGCGUGCGUGCGUAUGGACUCAGCUGUGUGUGUGUGUGUGUGUGUAUAGACUCAGCAAUCUGUGUGUGUGUGUGUAUGGACUGUAUCAAGGAAAAUGUUUGUUUUUUAAUAAUCCUUGGUGGAAAAUAAUGAAUUCUCCACCAGGGAUUAUUAAAAAAAAAGUUUCGGGGGCGGGGCUUAACAUGCGGCAGGGCGGGGUUAAAUGUGCCCCCCUACUUUUGUCCCUGGCCCACCAUGUGCCCCCCCCUAAAAAUGAAUCCUAGCGACACCACUGCACCUUUCAUAGCCUUUAACUACACCUAGCGCAGCCAUACCAAACCGUGUGAAAAACUGGGUGAGAUGGGCUGUCAUGGAAACACGAUAUACCAGAUUCUGUCUCUAUUUCCCACUAAAUAGAUUUAAAAUUUUGUUUCAUUGGUAUUUUUUUAUUUAUUUAGUUAAAUUUAAAGGCUGUGUAAUUGAAAUCUUGAAAUGCUUUCUGGGGCGAUGUACUAUUACGUUACAUGUCCUUCCAAUAAAUAUUAUCCAUACCCCAGAGAAUCCGUUAUUGUGUGUUCCCUCUGGGUGGAUAUUUACAGUUUCGGCACUGUCUAAAUUGUGGUUUAUCAGAGUUUUUGCUGUUUUUAUGUUCAAACCAUUCCUUCGACACAUGUCUGAUGAGAUAUGUUUUAUUUUUCCUGUUACAUUAAAUGUGUCUCAGCCUCUUCAAUGAAAGUACCAUCCAACAGACUACCUUCUCCCAAGAGUUUGGUUGCCACACCAGGUCAGAUCCUAGCACAGUUUCCAAAACAGUAUCAGCAGUCGCCAAAACACCAGAUUCAUCAUGUAACGCAGCAGACCACACACCUGGCACAGCCAACCUCCAUCACGCACACGACUACUCCGCAGGCUCCAAUUUCCCCUGGCGUCAAGCCAACCAUACAGAUCAAGCAGGAAUCUGGUGGGUAUGCUGUGUAAAUGCCAAUCAUGUAAGAGAAGUGUAAAACAGUUUAAGCCCUGUCACUACCACAGUGUAUGCGUGUCAAUAACUUUUACACAUUGAACAAUUAACAUAAAUGUAAAUUUUCUUUUUGCUACAUCCCUGUAUGUUUAUUUUUCACUAUAGAAUAUACACGUAUAACAUUAAAGGAUCACUAUAGUGCCAGGAAAACAUACUCGUUUUCCUGGCACUAUAGUGCCCUGAGGGUGUCCCCACCCUCAGGGACCCCCUCCCGCCCGGCUCUGGAAAGGGGAAAAGGGGUAAAAUCUUACCUUUCUCCAGCGCUGGGCGGGGAGCUCUCCUCCUCCGAUCCGCCUCCUCUCCGCCUGUUCGGCUGAAUGCGCACGCGCGGCAAGAGCUGCUAUGUUUAUAAAAAAAAAAAAAUGGGGUAACCCUAGCUGGACCUGGCACCCAGACCACUUCAUUAAGCUGAAGUGGUCUGGGUGCCUAGAGUGGUCCUUUAACAUACACCUUAUACCAGUGAUGGCGAACCUUUUUGAGCUCGGUGUGUCAAAAUUCGUAAAAAAAAAACCAACAAAAACUUAGCUUAACUCAGGUGCCAUGUCACAUCUAGAAAUAUUCAUAAUUUAAUAGGGCUUUAGUGUGAUGUGAUAGGGGCAGAAUUGUGAUGGAUUGUGGCAUUAGUGAGGGGAUGGGAACGGUAUUGUGGGGGUUGGGGCUAUGGUGGAAGGGGGAUAUGGACAGUAUUGUGGGUGUUGAUGCUUUUGUGGGGGGCAAUACCAGUAUUGUGGGGGGCUGGGGAUAUGGUGGGAGGAUAGGAACAGUAUUGGGGGCAGGACAGCAUUGUGGGGGACUGGGGUUAUGGUGGGGGGGGUACGAACAGUAUUGUGGGGAGUAGGGGCAGUAUUGUAGGGGACUGGGAUUGAUGGGGGUAGCAUUGUGUGUAGUGGGACAGUAUUGUGGAGGAAUGGUGCUAUACUACGGGGUAGGGACAGUAUUGUGGAGGGUAGGAAAGUAUUGAUGACUUGGGCUAUGGUGGGAGGGGAUAGGGACGGUAUUGUGUGGGACUUGGGCUAUGGUGGAAGGGGUAGUGGGACAUACACACACACUUUUUUUUUCUACAAUCAACCCAGUCUCCCUACCUGAAGAGCUGGAGUGGAUCCUGGGGUCUAGUAAACUGCUUCCCUGCUCCUAAGAGAGAGCUCCGUUCAAUAUCAGCAUGUCCUGUAUAAGUGUAUAGCUCGCACGCUCGCCCCGUAGUGCCUCUGCCGGAAUGUGACGUUAUCUUCUGGCUUCCAGGACCUAUACAGAACUGACACUCCGCGCCGGGCAGCCAAGGUACGGGUGCGCUACAGGAAAUGACCGGCAGGAGAGGGAGCACUGUGCGCUUCCCUCCUGCCGGUCACCCGGAUAUUUGUGCCCCCGGGCUGGUACGCCCUAAGGAAGCCGGCCCUGUGCGUGUCACCCAAAAUGUCUUGGCGUGUCCCCUUUGACAUGCGUGUCAUAGGUUAGCCAUCACGGCCUUACACAAAUACAUGAGCUAGACUGCAUUAAAAUCAAAUAACAUUUUAUAUAUAUAUGCUAUCUGCCGAUUUCACUGGCACUAUAUGGAAAAUAGAUUUAUGAUUUGGGGAGUAGCUGGUCCACUUUGACUGUCCUCAGUAUUUGUUCUGUGUGAGUGAUAAAAUGUUUGUUAUAGUUUUUGUUUUGUUCCCCCCCCCCCACCCUCCUUUUUUUUUUCCCUCUGCAGGUGUUAAGAUAAUCACGCAGCAGGUUCAGCCCAGUAAAAUCCUCCCCAAACCAGUGACUGCUGGUCUGCCAAACAGUAGCAACACCCCCAUAAUGGUAGUGAGCAGCAACGGAGCCAUCAUGACCACAAAAUUGGUCACGACUCCCAGCGGUAAGACUGUUGGCUCGUAUAGAAAGUUAUAUGGAACGGUGCCAGUUAUGUAUGUGAUCAGAAAGGGGCAUGUCAUUGUGGCAUACAUGCCAGCCAGCUAGCCAGGGCACUGCUGAGACACUCUGUAUCCAUACCAUGCCUUGCCACAAGCACGUUUAAUGACAUGCGCUCUGCACAUUAUGGGAAUUUCUCUCUUAUGCUUCUAAAAGCAGGAGAUAAAAGACAAAACCUGCAACAGGAGGGAAAAUCUGUGAAAAUUAGGAUUCAUGUGUUUACGAUCUGUAAAUAGAAUCUUUACUAUAGUUUGAAAAAUCUAGAACAUAAUUGUAUUUUCUUUUAUUUGUACAUAUUUUGUGUUUUUGGUGUAUUUGCAUUAUAACCAACGUUCAUAUUUCAUUAGGUACACAAACCACGUAUACACGUCCGGCUGUCAGCUCAACCCUUGGUGCCCGUAUGGCUGCCACGCCCGGGGCUACAUAUGUGAAGACGACGAGUGGAAGUAUCAUCACUGUGGUACCAAAGUCAUUAGCCACCCUGGGGGGCAAGAUAAUUACCAGCAACAUUGUGUCUGGUACGUGUGCUUUCAUGCGCAGUAAACGUCACGUGCAUUUUAGUGUUUUUUUGUUUUUGUUUAUAUAACUGACCGUUUUUUUGCAAACAGUGGUUACUCCUAUGUCUAAGGACCUAUAAUCCCGUAACGCAUUAGGUGUGCCUUUCCCCCGGUUGUUCCUUUUUUUGUUUUGUGCCGAUUUAAACCUAUGGGUUUUGAGCACUUGCAGUGGCGUUAUUUUUAUUUAUUUUUUUUAAACCUCAAACUGAACAAGUUACAAGUGCAUUUCAAGACUGCAUAUUGUGAUUUAUUCACUAGAAUGGGAAUUUGUGGAAAACCCACACAGUAAGUGCAUAGGCCCAAAAGACCAUUUUUAGCACUACUUAACAAUUCCCGAAUUGUCUAACCCAGAUACAUCUAACCCAACCGAUGUGGAUAAAAGCUCCAGAUAUUAACCUUGAUCUAAUUUAGGGAUCGACCGAUAUUGAUUUUUUUUUAGAGCCGAUACCGAUAAUCUGUGAACUUUCAGGCCGAUAGCCGAUAACUUGCCAAUAUUCUGUACGUUUACCAUUUGGGAAAAAUAAACUAUUUCUAAAGGUAAAUGCACAAAAUAAACAUGCCACAUGUAGUGGAUGCAGUGUGCUUAGACAGGGGAGCUGUGUGUGUUUGUGUAGUGGAUGCAGUGUGUAUUUGUGUAGUGUGUAUAUAAUGAAUGCAGUGUGUUUGUAUAGUGUGUGUGUGUAUAUAAUAAAUGCAAUGGGUUUGUGUAGUGUGUGUGUGUGUGUGUGUGUGUAUAUAUAUAUAUAUAUAUAUAUAUAUAUGUGUGUAUAUAAUGAAUGCAGAGUGUGUUUGUAUAGUGUGUGUGUAUAUAACGAAUGCAGAGUGUGUGUGUUUGUAUAGUGUGUGUGUGUGUAUAUAACGAAUGCAGAGUGUGUGUUUGUAUAGUGUGUGUGUAUAUAACGAAUGCAGAGUGUGUGUUUGUAUAGUGUGUGUGUUUGUAUAGCGUGUGUGUGUAUAUAAUGAAUGCAGUGUGUUUGUAUAGUUUGUAUAUAUAAUGAAUGCAGUGUGUGUGUAUAUAAUGAAUGUAGUGUGCGAGUGUAGUGUGUGUAUAUAAUUAGGGGGGGGAGAGGGCAUUUUUUUAUUUUAAUUUUUAAUAUUUAUGUUCAGUGGCAUGGACUGAGCAGUGGGAGAUCCCAGCAGCAAGCUGUUGCUUACCUCCCAGCAGCUCCCAGUGUAAAUCUCGUGGUCUGUGUGCCGCGCGGAGCGUUGUCAUGGUAAACCAUGGCAACGCUCUGACAGCCGCGGGACUCGCAAGAUUUACACUGGGAGCUGCUGGGAGGUAAGUAACAGCUUGCUGCUGGAACUUCCCAGGACCGCCGGGCUUGUAAUAAGCCUGGUGGUCCUGGUAUGUAUUAUCAGCCAUAUCGGUAUCUUAUUGGCCAAUACCGAAUAUCGGCCGAUCCCUAAUCUAAAUGUAGAUAUAUUGAUAUUGCUAAUCCUGGAGUUUUUCAUUUUUAAAUUGAUAAAAAAAACAAAACAGACUUUUGGACUCUCAUUCCCAGUAAGUGGCCUCUAUAUUUCCAAACAUGACAGUCCUGACUUAUUGUGCUCCUUCUUUAACCAUAUCCUCUGUAAAGACUGCAGACCCUGAAACUUCCACAGAAAGCAAAGGUUUUUCUUCCACCCUCCUUUAUCUGUUCCAGUCUGCCUUUGUGGGUGGGUUAUUGCACUCCUUGAUUUUCAGGUAGGUAUAUCUUUUUAGUAGGAGCAGAAAAAAAUGGGGGAUGGGUCUGCGCCGAUGUGUACACUGAGUGUUGAGUCCAAUGUAUAUUGUCGUGUCCAAAGUUCUACUUUUGGUGGGGUUCAAAAGGUACGUAUCGUGGAGAGUAGUCCAAAUAUAAGAAGUAGAAGAGAUCUUACUUACAAUUAACAGAGCUUAACCCAGCUCUGGUGUGGAUAGCUCGCAGCGGUAUUAUCCCCGCUUACAGGAUAUUCGGCAAGUGUCCUCUUCUUUGUGGUAGCAGGUGGCCGUAGUUGGGGAAGAUAAAAUGAAGACAGUAAUGGUGCAGUAUGUUCUACACUGAUAAAAAAUAUAAUAAAAUAUGAUUGAUACACUCACAUUCGGUAGAGCUUAGGCUAGCUCUAGUUGGUUAGGCGUACAGCGGUAUCAUCCCCGCUUAUGGGAUAUAUGAGGAGUGAUCUUGAUCGGAGUAUCAGGAGCUCGAAGAGAAGGUAAAACAGCGAUCGUGCUCUCAAUAAAAUCUUGAAUGGUAAAAUAAAAUAAUAAAAUAUACUCACAGUGUAUAGGGCAGGCUAACUGCUCUAUGUAACAGCGUAGGUGGUAUAAUCCCCACCUGGGAUUCUUGGAGUAUGGUAUACAGGACUUAAAAUAAUAAAAAAAAAAAAAUAAAUAAAAAUAAAAUAUAUAUAAAAAUAUAUAUAUAUAUAUAUAUAUAAAUAGAAAGUUAUUAAAAUAGCCAGGUAAUAAAAAAGAUGAUGGUUUAUAUGUAAAAGUGACCAAAAUCUUUUAUUAACAAUAUAUAAAAUAGUAUAAAAUAUCCAAACGCGUUUCACCAAUGUAAGGCUUUAUCAAUGGAUAACAAAACAUUGAUAAAGCCUUACAUUGGUGAAACGCGUUUGGAUAUUUUAUACUAUUUUAUAUAUUGUUAAUAAAAGAUUUUGGUCACUUUUACAUAUAAACCAUCAUCUUUUUUAUUACCUGGCUAUUUUAAUAACUUUCUAUUUAUAUAUAUAUAUAUAUUAUUUUUUUUAUUAUUUUAAGUCCUGUAUACCAUACUCCAAGAAUCCCAGGUGGGGAUUAUACCACCUACGCUGUUACAUAGAGCAGUUAGCCUGCCCUAUACACUGUGAGUAUAUUUUAUUAUUUUAUUUUACCAUUCAAGAUUUUAUUGAGAGCACUAUCGCUGUUUUACCUUCUCUUCAAGCUCCUGAUACUUCGAUCAAGAUCACUCCUCAUAUAUCCCAUAAGCGGGGAUGAUACCGCUGUACGCCUAACCAACUAGAGCUAGCCUAAGCUCUACCGAAUGUGAGUGUAUCAAUCAUAUUUUAUUAUAUUUUUUAUCAGUGUAGAACAUACUGCACCAUUACUGUCUUCAUUUUAUCUUCCCCAACUACGACCACCUGCUAACACAAAGAAGAGGACACUUGCCGAAUAUCCUGUAAGCGGGGAUAAUACCGCUGCGAGCUAUCCACACCAGAGCUGGGUUAAGCUCUGUUAAUUGUAAGUAAGAUCUCUUCUACUUCUUAUAUUUGGACUACUCUCCACGAUACCGUACCUUUUGAACCCCACCAAAAGUAGAACUUUGGACACGACAAUAUACAUUGGACUCAACACUCAGUGUACACAUCGGCGCAGACCCAUCCCCCAUUUUUUUCUGCUCCUACUAUUUGUAUUCCAAGGACACCAGAGGGAAUCCUUGUUUGGGACUGCUGCCUCUCUGACUAGCGCUGACUCAACCCCCCGUUUUGUUAGGUAUAUCUUUUUGUUGUACAUUUGCUGACGGUUUAACAAGCCCAGUGCAGGGAUUCUAUUGGUGUUACUGCUCACAUGUGGUUUUUGGCAGGUCGUAUGCUGUUGAUGCCAACAGGAAAUCUGCAGUUUAAUGAAAUGUGGAAGAGUUUUGCAGCGAGUUUAGAUGACACAGAUAAUAUAAAACAAAGCAGUGUGAUCCGCACACUUUAAAUUUUUUUUUUUAAAUGCCCAGGACACUAUACGGUAUAAUAUGUCAGAUAUUGUUCUGCAACCACAUACAGUAUAUAAAAUAUCCAUUUCAUGGAUGAGUGUGUUAUCAGUGUCGUACUCCAGUAAGACUGGAGUUGUGAAAGUGGAUCAGUCACCAUAGGUUGACCACCUUGACAGCUGUAGUAUUUAUCCUUCUCGUCUGGUUUUUUUUUUUUUUUAAAUACUCAGGAACUACAACCAAGAUUACCACCAUCCCCAUGACCUCGAAGCCCAAUGUCAUCGUGGUGCAGAAAACAGCAGGGAAAGGAACGACUAUUCAAGGACUCCCCGGAAAAAAUGUUGUUACAACACUGCUGAAUACAGGGGUGAGCAGAACAUACAUUGAUCAAGGUUUUUAUUGUUUAUAAAAGGAUAUUUAUUCUUGUUUGUAAACUUACUUGAGUGUCGUAUAAUUCUCACUGAAUCAAUGUAUUCAUUUUGCGUCCAUGAAUUUACACAAGUAUUGUUUUUGUAAUUACUUUCUGACAGAACAAGAACAUAACUGCUUUUGAGUGGAAUAUAUUGGUAGGUGUGCUAUUUUAAGUUUUUACCUAGAAUCUCAUCAGGGGAAUAGCCCUGCACCCCCAACCCCAGAUCCUGCUACAGUGCUGGGUCUGGGUGUAACUAGAGUGCACAAAAAUGCAUGUUUACAGAAAAUAUUUCAUUUAAAGUGUGUCCUACAAAUGUAAACUCCAGGUUUUUGUUUUCGGAUUAUUGAUAAAUAUUUCAUGUUUAUUGGCAGUGUUCUAAUACUCCUUUUUAAAGUUUGGGGUAAAAAGUUGUAUAAACGUUAGGCAUCCUCUGUAAUGGGUAUCUGACUCUUUAUACCCAAAAGGAUCUUAGUUUGGUUUGGAGAAUAAAGGGCAUUGGGCAGGAUUUAUUGAUAAUAUCUUAAAACUGAUCUGUCAUAGGGUUUGUGCCAUUUUUCCAUAUUGAUAGCGCUAGUUCCUCCAGACUUCCUACAGGACAGUUAUUAUCAAUUAUUUCAAACACUGUGUUAAUUCUUUGAAGCUGAUCGGCUUAAAGGACCUCUAUAGUGCCAGGAAAACAUACUCGUUUUCCUGGCACUAUAGUGCCCUGAGGGUGCCCCCACCCUCAGGGACCCUCUGCCGCCGGGCUCUGGGGAGAGGAAGUAGUUAACCUUACCUCUUUCUCCAGCCCCGGGUGGGGAGCUCUCCUCCCUCUUCUCCUCCUCUUUGGCUGAAUGCGUAUGCACGGCAAGAGCCGCGCGCGCAUUCAGCCAGUCCAUAGGAAAGCAUUCACAGUGCUUUCCUAUGAACACUGGCGUCUUCUCACUGUGAUUUUCACAGUGAGAAGCACGCAAGCGCCUCUAGCGGCUGUCAAGAGACAGCCACUGGAGGCUGGAUUAACCCAUUUAUAAACAUAGCAGUUUCUUUGAAACUGCUAUGUUUAUAAAAAAAAAAAAAAAGGGGUUAACCCUAGCUGGACCUGGCACCCAGACCACUUCAUUAAGCUGAAGUGGUCUGGGUGCCUAUAGUGGUCCUUUAACUAUUCUGAUUCGGUGGGGACAUCAGACUCUCUGCAGGGUGUUUAAGUCUGGAAAUAUUUUGUUAGUUUGAGUGUGUCCCUACCGAACUGAACCGCUGCCCCAUCAGCAAGGGGUAAUACAACCAAACCUCGCUUUGGUUGCUUAGCUGAAAAAAAAAAGUUACAAAUAAUUUCUAUUGGGUUUAAACUGUAAAAGAAAUGUCAGGUGAUGCACAGAGGCACUUUUAGCAUUACUAAAAUACUAACUGUAUGCUUGGUGGAUAGUGCCAGCUCAGAGACAUUACUGAUGCCAUGACUAGCCAGUGCAAGCCUGGGCUGAAUUUUCACUUGCUAAUGGCGAGUGGACAUUUGAAGCCCUGACAUAGGAAUCCAAUCAAGAAAUAUAUGGGACUGGCCUCUCCAGUAAGCGUUAUCCAUAAGAUAUGGCAAUGCACAAUUGGGGUACUCCAAGCUUUAUCAGCAAACACUGCUAAUAAGAUUUAAACAUAGCUAGAAUGAAUGUGCCUUUCUCGUGUAUGUUUCAAUAAUAUACCACAUACAGCACAUGUAUUUUUGUUCCGUGUUGGAACCGUAUGUCGGCUAAUGUUGGGACUGCUUUAUCACAAUCCAUGCAUUGUAUGAUUUACUGAAUGAUAUCAUGCCAACAAAGCCCUCCAUCUGCCAGUGUCUGUUUCCAGCAUUUAGAUCUGAUAUAUCUCCUCUCUUUCUCAAGCUCCUCCUCUCCCAUGACCUCUUUACCACUGCCUUCCUAUCUCUAUCUCUUCCUAACUUCUUCACACUCUACCUUGCCCCCUCCAUUUUUCUCUUAUGAUUGCUUUGCAAGUUUGGAUUUUUUAACUUUUAGACUGUCCUUGUUCAAAAUAGAGUGUGUGUGUGUCCGUGUGUGUGUCCGUGUGUGUGCGCGCGUGCCAGAGGUAAACAAUGGGUUAUUUUGUUUCCCUACUAGGGUGAAAAGGCUUUGCAAGCAAUGCCAGCAGGAACCAAGCCAGCAAUCAUCACUGCUACACGUCCCAUCACCAAGAUGAUUGUCACACAGCCCAAAGGGAUGAGCUCAGCUGUCCAGCCGGCAACCAAAAUUAUACCCACCAAGAUAGUCUAUGGACAGCAGGGGAAAACACAGGUGUGGGUCCAACUACAGAUAUUCAGAAUCUCUGAAGCAUAUCUGGCAAAUUCAAAUUCCUGACUUUAACCAGCAGAGCAUGCAAAUUAAUUGUUUAACUUUUUAACUUUGUACAUAUACCCUCAAUGAAAGCAUGCAUAUAUAUAUUUUUUUUCUCUGCAUGUUUUCUUUGGGGGUAAAAAAAACAACAACAAAAAAAAGCUUGCAAAAGCCUUUGCAAGCCCUCCCUCUUCUGUCCUUGAGAAUGAACAGCCCCUCGCUUUCUGUCCUUGAGAAUGAACAGCCCUUUGCUUUCUGUCCUUGAGAAGCCUCAAGGUUGAAGCCACGAGCGUGCGUUUUUCAAUGCUUCUAAGCUCAUUGACAAGGCAGGCAUAGUUUAGCACCGCACGCCUGCCACCUCUGUUUGCGAUGUGGCCCUAACAGAAGUGUUAAAAAACCUCACUGGCUGUCUGAGUAAAAACUGGGAGUGUUUCUGCUUCCAGUUAUAAAAUGUAAGAAAGUGACAAAGCUGAAAUGCUUGGUGUUCGAUUUUUUUUUUUUUAUUAUUAUUUAUUUAUUUUUUUGAUUAUUAUGUAAAAAAAAAAUUUUCUCAGACAGCUCUUUUUUUAUACUUUUGUAUAUGAAUUGUGAAGUUAACAUCAGACACAUCUCUAAGUUCUCAUUAAACACCAGAUGAGAAGACUAGGUUGUCAUGAAUGUUUCCAGGCUGACUAUGACCUCAGUUCAGCUGCAGAUGUCGGAGUAUCAGUGCUGGAAUGAGGAAGGGGUGGGCCUGCUAUAGCUGUUUGAUUUCUUUAUGUAUGUCCUUUUGUUGUAGGUCCUUAUAAAACCCAAACCAGUUACAUUCCAGGCCACAGUAAUGAGUGAGCAAACCAGGCAACUGGUUACGGAAACUCUCCAACAGGCUUCACGCGUGGUAGAGGCAACGAGCGCCACCAUCCAGGAGGUGAAAGAAGAUACUGAAAGCAGCUCAUCUUCUACGGAGUCCUCACAGAGUUCCCAAGGUAUCACAGCCCAAUCUGUGUGUCAGACUUUCACUAGUGUAACCAUUUCUUUUCCAGUGAAGAAUCUUCAAGUAUUGGUUUCCAAUGUGAGUGCAUGCUUCCUGCACAGUAACUGGCAGCUAUUGCCUUAAAGGGACACUCCAAGCACCUGGUGAGCUAGUACAGGGAACCUACGGGUGACAUCCUGUCUUUUUUGAAGCAUCCCCUCUGCUAGGGAUGUAAUAAUGAGAAUGUUUCACUCAAUGCCAUGGGAUAGUUGGUACUUGUGCAUUACAUGAACCUGACUUCCCAUUGGCACGUUCAACACCAUAAGAUGUUAUGGUGCUUGUAGUAUUCCUUUAAGCAAAAUGGUUUGUGGUGACCGUCAGUGGUCUCCUCUGAUAUGCAAAAUAGUCAGUGUGUUGUAUUGUCUCCUUGUCAGACUCCCAGCCUGUGGUCCAUGUAAUUGCUUCUCGAGGUCAGGACUGGUCUGAACAUGAGAUCGCGAUGGACACUGGUCCUACUAUAAUAUACCAAGAUAUAGCUGGCGAAUCGCAGUCCGCCACAUCCACAAUUAAGGCUCUCAUGGAGCUUCAGCAGACUGCUGGUGAGUUAAAGGGGUUACUGGGGGAGGAGGGCAGUAUUCAGACGGCUUCACGUUGCAUUGCUUAAACCUAUUUCUUAUAGGAUAUAUGUGUAGCAGACUUACCUGUCAGAAUUCUUACCUCACUUUCUGUACCGAUUCAGUACUGUGAGAAGUGCGUACAAUGUCUAUUUGCAUUGUAUAAAUGCUAGUAAAGUGCUUGGUAAGAUUCUUUAAACGUUACUAAAUUUUUGGCAGAGCCUUCUUAUUAUUGGUAAUUCAAAGGGACAUUAUAGUCACCAAAACAACUUUAGUUUAAUGAAGCAGUAUAUGUGUAUAUAUCAUGCCUCUGAAGUUUGACUGCUCAAUUCUCUGCUAUUUAGUAGUUAAAUCACUUUUAUUUCUGUACAGGCAGCCCUUGCCACACCUCCCCUGAUUGUGGCCCACACAGCCUCCAUGAAAAAAAAAAUGGUUUAAUUUAUUAAUCAUAUAUUUAGAUAUAACUUACUUUAAAAGUUUUUAUCUCCUGCUCUGUAAAUUGAACUUUAAUUACGUACAGGAUGCCCCUGCAGUGUCUAGCAAGCUAUUAACAGAGCAGGAGAUACUAAGUCCUACUUUACAUUACAUUAAACAAAAUUGCAAUGAAGGACAUGUAAACAUUAGAAGACUCUUUACAGGAAGUCUUUAGGAAGGCUGUGUAAGUCACCUGCAGGGAGGUGUGCCUAAGUCUGCAUUGAAAGUGAUUUAACUCCUAAAUUGCAGUGAGACUGCAGGGACAUGAUCUAUACACCAAAAACUGCUUCAUUAAGUUAGUUGUUUUGGUGACUAUAGUGUCCCUUUUCUUAAAAAAUAUGAAAAAUAGUUUCAGCAAUGCAUUUUUGUUCCUGUUCCUGUAAUAAUUAGUUUGAAAACAUAUUGUGUUGCUGUAUGCAAUGAACACCCUCAGUCUUGGACAUAGUUGUACUUACCUGCAAUUAGGACGUGUGUUUUUGGUAUCACAUGAUUUCUUCCCCAUAGACUGAAAUAGUAGUGGUUUUACAUGAUCAGUGGGUUAGGACUUCAGAAUGUCUUGGCUGUGUACACGCUUGGUCCCAAUACAGUCUUUUCACUGCAAAAAGACAACAAAGAUUUGUUUGCUAAACUUGUUACAAACUCACCCGCCAUUCAUGUUAUGAAGCUGUAUAUGUGAUUGCACAAGUCUAAACUACAUUGUGUAAGAAAAAGGGUAGGCCUAUCCUUUUAUAGUUUGGCCUGCAUGUGAUACAUGAAAUUCUGCUUCUAUGGUUUUCUAAAGCAAUAAAGUCAUCGCUUCCCUCAUGUUGUAAGAGUGGGCUCACAAAGCAUGGGUAUUGUGUCGAAAAACCUUUUUAAACGUUACAGAAAACAUGCGAAUUUAGUGUAAACCUACUUACAUCUACAGCCAUAAAGGGGAUCCACCAUCCAAUAUGGAGAAACAGGAGGAAAGAGAUAUGUUAGGAUAUUUACAAGCAAUGCCUGUGUUUGCCGAGGAAGACAACACGCACAGAUUUGUAUAUUUUGUAUAUUUUAUUAGAAGUUAUGGGGUCACAAUUUAACUAUUAUAGCAGGGAUUCUAAACUCACUUGGGGGGCACUGGCCAAGUAAUCUUCUCCCAUAGGGGCCACUUGAACAAUCAUAAAAUUCCAAAAUACUUUCAGCUAUACACAGUCAUAGUCAGUGCCGACUGCGUGUGGGAGGCGGUAUCACGACAAUGUGUGAUAUGUGUUUUGCAUGGGUGAGGAAGGCUGCAUGUGUUUUGACUUCAGCUUUUUCACACCUUUUAUUAUAAGAUUUAAAAAAAAAUGUUUGUGGUUUGGUUGGGAGGGUGCAGUUCACUUUCUAUCAGACACUCUUAACACAGGACCAGGCGGGGUUGCAGACAGUGACGUGCAGAUCACUGGCUCGCUCUUUGUAAGGAGCUGGUAAGGGAGAUCUUUCGAUUUCAAUAUAGGUCCAUGGAGUGUCACUGUUGUUUCAGGCCGCAUCGCUGUUGUUUCAGGCCUCAGUAAUGCAUUAGGGUUUCCAAUCAUUGAAGUUAUGCAUUUGUAAUUUUGUUGAGCCAGCGUCUCCCAUUAGAGUCCAUUAGUAAAUACUUCCUUGAACAAUAUAUUUUGGGGUUUGUAUGCAUAUCAAGGUAUAUUUUGCAUAUAUGGCGAAAACAUAACGAACAUAUUUAAGCAUAUGGUCUGUUCAAUUUAAAUACCAAAGCUUUAUUUAUGCAUGAUAUUGCAUGGUAAUGUUAGCAGGACAUUAGGGCAGCCAUAUUGAUAAAGGCUCACCAAGAACAACCUGCUGGGACAUUCAUAUUAUUUCCAUAGAGAUUGCUUCUCCGCUAGCGCUCGACUCUAGGAUUGAUGAGAAUAACACUCUUUGUGUUUUGCCCACUAUUCCAACAGUUGUUUGAUAAAAUAUUCUAUCUCUGCGUGCAGUCUGCUCUGCUUUAUGCAUAUUGUACACGAGAGAGGUGUUUUUUUUUAAAAUACAUUCCUUUCUCUGGGUUGGAAGAUACAGGUAAACUCCUUUCCACUCACCAUCCCAUCCUGUGACAAUACCAAAUACCAGACAAACCCCCUGAACCCUUCACAAGCUGAGCCCAGUGAUCAUUAUUAGAUAUCAUAAUGUUGUUCUUUACACUGUUUACAGUACUGAUGGUGCUUUCCAUCGUUUUAGUGUCUAAUAAUCCAGUUUCAUAGGGUAUCAAAUAUACAGGAAUUACGUCCUGUGACCUGGUUAGCAUUUCCAUUGAGUGAUGCUAUACUGGAGCAGAGCAGCUCAGGGUAGUAAUUAUACUGUCACGAGUCUCUGUUCUCUUUCCUAGUUUGAUUAAACCACUUGGAAGAGUUUUGAGAAAAAUUAAGGUUUUCCCGUCACCCAAAAAUCCUACCCUCUUCAUCCGACGUAAUGCAUAAUCUAAAGUUACUUGUUAUUAGAAUGACUUCAGUCCACCUCACCCCAUGACACUUUCAGCCUUUCACUGCCUUCCCAUGUAGAUUUGGCAACACUGUGGAAGGUUUCUCCCUUAUUGGUCCUCGUUAAGUCCGUACAGUUGGAAUGUUGCCGGGUGGAAGUCAUCGUAGGAUUUAUUGGAGUUAGCGUUGACCACCUUCAGAGAUUACUGCUUUGAUUUCAUAUCACUGCCGUCCGGGUUGAAUGGAAUUGAUAAUGCAGAAGUGUUAAUUACUCAUUAUUAAAGGGAUUUGUGUAUUUUCAAACAUUGCGAGGGUGACUUUUUUCUUGGUGUACGGCGGUCUGGGAGAGAAGGUGACAAGGGAAAUACUUGCACAUAGUCAUGAGUGCCUCCAUCUCCCUUAUAGAUUCUGCCAAUGGCGGGCAAUUAUUCAGUUAGGAGCUUCAGUCACUCAGCCUGUGGGUUGCUCUAUAGAAUGUCACAGAUGCUUUUUCUUAGUGACGGCUGCUUGGAAAAUGAUAAAUGUUUUGGUGCUAAUUGUUAAUGAAUUCCUUAUUAAAGAAACGCUAGAACACUAUAGUGUCAGGAAUACCAAAUUGUAGUCCUGUUAUGGCCAAGACAUAGGGACAGAUUAUACACACUAGAACUACUACAUUAAGGUGUAGGGGUUCCGGUGACUGUAGUAUCCCUUUAAUCUAAACACGCAGGGGAUAUCGGUUUUGUUGAAGAUGUGAAAGCUGAUAAGAGUUUCAUCAAACACAAACUAAAAAACUAUAAUUCUAUUUUGUCUGCAAAAUGCAUUGUGUGUGUGUGUUCUAUCUGUACUACCAUCCUUCCUAUAUCUUAUAGUAGCAUAUUCAGUCUUAAAUGGAUUGAGAUCUUCUGUUGUGCAUAGUGAAACUGAAUAUAUACAGUGUGCUAGUGAACCUGCCAGCUUAGGUCAGGGGGUUUUAUUCUUACCUAAGUAUGGAUUAGAGUUGUUCAGUAGGAUCUCAAAAAGUCUGUCAUGUAACAGAAUGUCUAGAUGCUCCGUAGAUAUUAUACGAAUACACUCAUGCGUCCCGACCCGUUUUGUUUCCCCCACUAAGGGCUAACUGGACAGGGUCUGUGGUUGAAGAAUGGUUUUAGUAAGAGCUUUUUCUGUUGAGAUGAUGAUUUUUGUUUUAGAGUAAUGGUGAUUACUGGUUCUGAGACAAAUAUCUGGGAUGCCAUGGGUAGCCAAGGCUGGGCUGAUCUAUUGAGCAGAUUUAGAGGAUGUUUAAAUAUCACCUCUGUGCUCAGUGGCUCUUUUUAAAAUGAGUCCUUUUGUUCUUCAGUGAAAGAGAAAGUGGAAUCUAGAACCCGUCAACCAACCAUAGACCUGAGUCAGAUGGCUGUUCCCAUCCAGAGGGCCUCAGAUAAGCGGCAGGUCCAAAGUGCUUCAUUUGCUGUGGUGGAGUCAGAGUUGGUUGCAGAAUACAUAAGCACAGGUAAAAGGGGACUUUGCCAGACCAGUGACAGAUGUUUCAGUACUGGAGGGAAGAGAGAUCCUUGUAGAUCAGCAAUGGCAAACAUAGGCACCCCAGAUUUUUUCGAUUUAAAAUUUCCUUGCUGCACGUCAUGGGAGAUGUUUCUUAGAAAGGAAGAGAAGCACACUCCAGUGAGACAUUGAUGCAGCGUUGCCUGUAGUGCUGUGGGUAGAGCAGCCUAAAACUGGGUCAAGGGCCGAGAUAUCCAGUUUUCAGUGACUUUCACCAUACAAAAUCCCGACCUCUCUGGGACGAUUCUUAUUGUCCACGUAUACACCGUAUCUCCCCUCGUUGAUGGUCCAAUGUUUUAUCCCAGAAGUGUCAGGAGGAUAAGUGAAUACUUGGGUAGGUUUUUCUGCAUUUCACACAACUAUUCAGGCUUAAAAUAAAGGUAAAAUAUAAAUGUAACAAUUUACAACAGAGUGUGACAAACACAUUAAGUACCAAUUCAUAGCCUACGAUAGUAUUUUCAGAAACAGAGAAAACUUGCAGGCUCCAAGAAAACUGUUUCCUGAAACACCAGUUAGACAAUCCAGGUGUGUCUAAGGACUUAACCCUAAAUCGUAAAUACCAAUAUACAAACAUGCACUUAAUCCACACAAUGUAGGUAAGUGCCAAUCUGGAAAUGAGGUAAGUAUUCUAACAAAUAUAGUAAAUACUCAAUAUAUAUAUAAAGACAUAGAGCAGGGUACAGAUCAGUGAAAAACUUACAUAUAAAUAUAUAUCCACUAGCAUUAUAAGGCUACUCCAAUAUCAAAUAAAUAACUCUACACAGGGUUAUAUCUUAACCCUUUAUGAUGCUUCGAGUCAGAAGGCUUUAUUGUGCAGGCCUAUAAAGUUUAUAUAUACCUACGUAUAUAUCAAUCCGUUACCCCACUAAAAUAGUUAUAAAGGGAACCCGGGUUGAGAUGGUUAAAUUGUCUCUGUGCAUAGGAGAGUUACUGAAAUGUAACCAGUGCAUUGCUGGCAAGUAUUGCUUAGAUCCUCUAUAUAAUACAUAAUAGGAGGAUAUCAAAAUGGCAAUAGGUAAGAGUAGUUAGUGAAGGAAUAGCAGUAGACCUCUCUCCCUGGUAAUCUAACUAAGAAAGUCAGAUAAAGGAGUCAGAAAAAAUGAAUAGUGAAAUUUAACAGAUAAUGUCUAUGUACACCUAGACCUCACCAAGUGAUAAGUGCCAAAAGGAUCAAAAACCCAACGCACGUUUCGAUGCAUUCAUGUGUGCACCUUCGUCAGGGGAAAAAGUAGCACGGAGUAUAAUUUUCCUUAUAAAGGUGUAGCCCACGUGGGGAGUCUCAUUAAUAGCCAAUCGCACAUACCCACAUGGUGAGGGGGGCAUGCACUUUAUUUUAGUUAUGUAAUUGCUCAUAUAUGCUUCCUCCCCUCCCAGUCCUGUCAAUCAAUCCUGCCAGUAUGAAGGGUAAUUCUGAAAAGUCUCAUUUUAAAUGCAAGUUUGUUCCGAAUGUGAUUACCAUGCACUCAGCCAGUCCCUCUGUCUUUACCGUGCACUCAGCCAGUCCCUCUGUCUUUACCGUGCACUCAGCCAGUCCCUCUGUCAUUACCGCUCACUCAGCCAGUCCCUCUGUCAUUACCGCGCACUCAGCCAGUCCCUCUGUCAUUACCGCGCACUCAGCCAGUCCCUCUGUCAUUACCGCGCACUCAGCCAGUCCCUCUGUCAUUACCGCGCACUCAGCCAGUCCCUCUGUCAUUACCGCGCACUCAGCCAGUCCCUCUGUCAUUACCGCGUACUCAGCCAGUCCCUCUGUCAUUACCGUGCACUCAGCCAGUCCCUCUGUCAUUACCGUGCACUCAGCCAGUCCCUCUGUCAUUACCGUGCACUCAGCCAGUCCCUCUGUCAUUACCAUGCACUCAGCCAGUCCCUCUGUCAUUACCGUGCACUCAGCCAGUCCCUCUGUCAUUACCGUGCACUCAGCCAGUCCCUCUGUCAUUACCGUGCACUCAGCCAGUCCCUCUGUCAUUACCGUGCACUCAGCCAGUUCCUCUGUCAUUACCGCACACUCAGCGAGUCCCUCUGUCAUUACCAUGCACUCAGCCAGUCCCUCUGUCAUUACCAUGCACUCAGCCAGUCCCUCUGUCAUUACCAUGCACUCAGCCAGUCUCUCUGUGAUUACCGCGCACUCAGCCAGUCUCUCUGCGAUUACCGCGCACUCAGCCAGUCUCUCUGCGAUUACCGCGCACUCAGCCAGUCUCUCUGCGAUUACCGCGCACUCAGCCAGUCUCUCUGCGAUUACCGCGCACUCAGCCAGUCCCUCUGCGAUUACCGCGCACUCAGCCAAUCCCUCUGCGAUUACCGCGCACUCAGCCAAUCCCUCUGCGAUUGCCGCAUGCUCAGCCGUUCCCUCUGUGAUAUUGGGGAGAUCUCUGCGGCAACCCAGACAGAAAUACUAGAUAAUUUAAUUUGCAAGCCCUAUGUUUGACCCUGUAACUUUUCAAACCCGUAAAACCUGUACAAGGGGGAAUACUGUUCUUUUCUUCAGACAUCACUGAACACAAAUAUGAGUGUGUUAAAGCAGUAAAAAGUAUAAUGACGAUAUUGGUAAAAGUGCAGUUUUUGUGUGAAAAAUGCAAAAAACCAACAUGAACACUAACUUUGGCUCGGGUCUGUGACCAAGUGCCUACUAAAGAUUGGAAAUACCCCAUUUUGAAUACCCUGGGUGGUCUACUUUUGCAAAUGGUGUGCCAUGAUUGGGGUAAUUCUCAUUCCUGGGCUGCCAAAAGUUCAAUGCUUAAAAACUGAAAUGGGCAAGCCCUAUACUUGACCCCUAACUUUUCAAAACCCCAUGAAGCCUGUACAUUGAGGGGCAUCGUUGUACUCAUGGAACAUCACAGCAAACAAAUAUGUGUUUUAUUGCAUUAAAAGUCAACAGUAUUAUGACAUUCACAGUUAAAAUGCUGUGCAGAACUUAAAAUAAACAUUUCUCACAUUUGUGUGUGUAUAUGUAUAUAUAUAUAUAUAUAUAUAUAUAUAUAUAUAUAAUAUAUGCCCCAUUUCUUCUGAACAAAAUGAUACAUAAGUGUGGGUGCAGUCAAUAUGAAAGAGGAAAAUUAUGGUUGAACAAACGUAUAGCUCAAAUUCUAGGGGUUUUUUUUGGUUCAGAACUUGGACAAUUGCUUCUGUCCUUAAAGGGACAUUAUAGUCACCCAGACCAUAAUAAACUAAUAAUCACACCGCACUAUUCAUUGGAAACUAAAAGUGAAUUCAAAAUAAAUUGUACAUUUUUAAAAAGUCAACUCAUUUCAACAAUUUUUGGCUAUUUUGAAAUUCACUUUGAACCCCCUGACAAUUCCUUCUUCGUGAAUAAAUCUGUUAGUAUCUGUUAAUGCAUUUUUUUUUCUUUUAUUGAACCAACAGAAUUUUCGGUCAACAAGCUUUUGGGAGAUAAUCUCUUUAUCGGUUCUAAAGCAUUUCUGAACAAAAUGUGUCAUUACCUUUUGGCAAUCAUUCAGAGAGUACAUGGUUUUUAUGCUGAUCUCCUGUAUUAUGUAGUUUUGUCUGUCUUGUAUUCUGUCUCUUCUGUUGGCUAUUACCAUGACACCCUUUAUUGUAAAUUAGUUAAAAUGUUUUCAGUCUUUCAGUUGUAUCACCGGGGACUACGUAUCCCAGCAUAUAGCCCAAAGUGUUUGCCCAGUGACCCAGCCUUCAGUAGCUUGAAUUAACAGUUCACAUUGAAGAGGCGCAUUUUGAAUGAUUAGACUGGGCCUAAUAUCCAUUAUUGUAUUGUUUAAAGGUAAAGCGCGUCAGGUGGCUUCAACCAACACUGUGAGCUCUGGAGAUGUGCCACUCACCUCCCUUCUCCAAGUGAGUCACUCAUCCCAACACCACCACCACCACCAACUGCAGCCGUCACAGCCCACCCGCACCUUACUGCAGCAUGUAUCUCAGUCACAGACUGCUGCACAGACGUCCGUGGUUGUGAAGUCUAUCCCUACGUCAUCCAGUGGAGCCAUCACUCACAUCAUGCAUCAGGUAUCUCACUGCUUCCUCUAUGAAUAUCUUUUAUAAAAAUUUUUGUCUUCUUUGCCUCCUUAGACAUUCUUGGCAGCACACGUUUGUUAUUCAAGUUGGAUACUGAACGCACUCAUAGAUUGUCCCAUUGUUUCAUGGAUGGAAAGUGUGAUCAAACAUGGAAUUCUGCUCGUAGCCGCUGUUACCUUUUAACCAUCAAAACCUCUUGUUUACUAAACACUGAUUUGUAGUUUAAUUGCAAUUUUUUGGCUAAAGUAACCACUCUGUGGCUACAGCUGGCUCGUGGUGUUGGAGGAGUUUCUAUUUCUGGCUUCAAUUGAUUACCCAUUGAUGUUUGGUCAAUAAACCAUUAUAUGUUUGUUUCUUUAAGCAGAUACAUAAUGCAGGAUACUGUUUUAGUUAAUUGACGGUUUUCAUGUAAACUGUCUGUGGCAUAAUCGGAAUAAGCAGAAUGUUUAUUAGCCAAGUUGGUCAGCCUUAUAACCUCCCCUGUUGCCCCAAAAGAAGACCAUAAUCCCUUCUUUAUGUCUAGCCCCGACUUGGCUAGGUAGGUAACAUUAACCUGUAGAAUCUAAACUGAUUUUGUUUUUUGUUUUUUGUCAAUCACUUUGCUGUACUCACAACUCGUGAUUGGCAAAGCUCCUCGGUGGCUAGCAUGCAGGAGGUGACGUCAUAUUUCCUGCUACAGUGCGUGGGGCCAUGGUAUGACAUUGCUGGCUCUGUUCCCUGUUAGCCUAGUGUGUUGACAACUCCUCUUGCUCUCAUGUCAGAAUAGAUAGUUCCAUAAGGUUUAAACUGUAACUGAAAAAAUCAAGGAGCAAUGGAUUCAUACCUAAAAUGUUACUGCUGGCAACAUGUUGUGUUCAGUAGCUUUAGUGCUGCCCUUCUUCUAGACCUGUGGUUCCAAAGCUUUUAUGGUUUCAAUAUUUUUCUAAGGCACCCCAAGUCAAAAACAUUUCUAGGUUGUAUACAUGUACAGCGCUGCGUCAUAUACUGGGCCCCUGUUAAGCAGAAAUGUUUCCCUGUCAGGGGCGCAUCCAGAACCUAAUCUUGGGAGGGGCACUGGUAGAUUAUUUAUUUAAAGAAAGAAUCCUGGCACAAUAACCACUACAGUACACUGUAGUGGUUAUUGUGCCAGGAGCGCAGUGGUGCCCUCCCAGGGUAAGUAGUCAAACAGUCAAAGUGCUUUGUGUUUGUUUCUAUAUAUAUUUAGGUAAUGAUGAUUGGCUUUAAUGAUUUCAUUUAUUUAAUUUGCAGCCUUUUGCUAACAUUGUCUCACAGGCAUUAAGCAGCCACACGGCUUUUGCCAAGCGAACGGAGGAGACGGUCACGGAGGAAGGAGAAGUUGAAGAAAUGGACACUUUAGACCCUCAGACUGGCUUGUUCUAUAGAGCCGCCUUAGCCCAGAAGCAGCAGAAGCAGAUUCACCUGCACCAGGAGGGAGCCCAUCUGCAGGUGAAGACUGUGCAGUCCUUGCAGACUAAACAAAAGCAGAUUAUCCAGCUGCAACCAGAACAGAUCCAGCAUAAGAUCCAACAAACUGCGCAGCUAUCCAUACGGCAGCAGAAGAUCACACCCCUGCAACAGGAACAUGUGCAACAGCGCCACAUGCUGGUCAAGGAGAGGCACAUACCUUCCCUAGUGUCUCAGCCCCAGCAGACUGUAGUACAGGUUUUGGCUGUGAAAACUACCCAGCAAUUGCCAAAACUGCAGCAGAUACAAGGCCAGCAGAAGAUAUACAUGCAGUCUCAGCUGUCCCAGACUCCGAUGCAGCUGCCGGUGUCAUCCGAGAAGACAUCUAUAACCCAGGUAAACAUAAUUAUUACAGAGCCUCAGCUGACAACCAAGCAUUGAGCUUGCGCUGGCUUUUCCUGUGCUGCUUAACCAAUUUGUUGACUGGCUAAGCAUCAUGGGUAAUUACCUUAUAGCAACUCUGUGUCGAGGAUUAACACAUUAGGCCACAGCUUAUCCAGCUUUAUCUCCGGCUACUACUAGGCCUUAACAAAUAAAAGAGCAGAGUUGGUUUACUUCUAGCUCAGCUGAAUAGAAGUCAUUAAAGAAACUCUAUAGUGUCAGGAACACAAACCUGUAUUCCUGACCAUAUAAUGCUGGUGUGGCCGUUUAGGUCCCCGGCACUCCUGUAAGAACAGUGAGAAGGUGUUUCAAUUCCCCUUUUCUCUCACGUUUUUACUGUGGCUGGCCACCUUUGCUCCGCCUUAUUGGUUGAGAUCGAUGAUUGAGCAUGCACUACAAAACGCCACGCCGCGCCAACGAGCAUCUCCUUAGAGGCGCAUUGAAUCAAUGCAUCGCUAUGGGGAACGUUCAGCACCUCCAUGCAGAGCGUGGAGACGCUGAACGCCAUUGCUACACACUGUGCAGCACUGACCCAGGAAGCACCUCUAGUGACUACCACUAGAGGUGUUACUAGGCAACAAUAUUAACAAUAAAAAGCCUGCAGGGACUUUAAGCUGCAGUUGUUCUGGUGACUAUAGUGUCCCAUUAAACGGGAACUGUCACAUAACACCAUUUCUGAGAAAACUGAUGGAAUUUGCUACGACCGAAACAGUAAUUUUUUUUAUUUUUUUUUAUCGCCAUUUAACCAAAAUAAUGACCGUUACUUCGAUAUAAAUAAUUUUUUGUUCAAUUUCUCCUCUUAUCUAAAUGCUUUCUAUUAACGGACUGCCAGAUUUAAAGGGCAGAGCUUAUAAUAAUGAUGGUCAUGGAGCUAAGAUGGAGGCGCCCACUUGCAUGGGAAUGAUGCAUGUUUGUUAAAUUUAGGGGGUAGGUAAACAUGUCAUUAAAGAAUCCUAGGAAGUGACCUCAAAAAAAAGGAAAGUAUUCUGUUUCAGCAAAUACGAAGACCAGAUAACAUCAGUUACAGGGCGUUCCUUUCAGUGAGGAAGACUAUAUUAAAAGCAUUGUCUCCACAUACUUAGUGUUCUAUUAAAGUGGUGUUGGCUUAUUUGGGUUUAGCUCAUUGUUUCCUUAUUCUGAAUCCUAAUGGCUUUAAAUUUUAUUUAUUUUUUGUCUGUAGGUCCCGCAUACCAUAGUUUCACAGGGAUCGGCUGUUACCAAGAUCACCUUUGAAGGACAUCAACCUCCCACAGUUUCUAAGGCCACAAUCAGCGAGUGUUUGCCAAAACUCACUCCCGCAGUUGCCAGCCUCCUGCCCCCUUCUUCAGUGACAGAGAAGGCCUCUGUAGCAGACAUAUUGAAGAUGUCUAUGAUGGAGGCAGAUAUAGACACGAACGUGGAACCCAUGAUUAUUGAUCCUCCGAGCAAAGUUACGCCCAUUAUCAAACCCAUGCCAGUAUUAACAGAAGCAACCAUACCCACCCAGGUAGCACGGCUGCCAGUUUCAAGUACUGUGACGUCUACAGUGCCACCACCUCCUAAAUGUUUUCCAGCCCCUAUAAUCACAGCAACGCCUCCAUCUGCUCUUCCAGUUCCUUUACCUCCACCACCUCCACUGACCAGGAAAGUCGACGUGCCGGUUACCAGCCAGAUCAUCCAGAUACAGAAUGUCCCCCAAAAGAGAGCUGAAGACGUGCCUUCUGAGAUUAUCAUACAGGUAAUGAUCGCAGCGGUUCCAAGCCAUGCCAUUUUUCUUAAUUCUAGGGAUUUUUUAGAGAUAAUUAUUUUCGUGGGUAUUUUAGAUUUGUGACCUCCUGCCACAGAGUGCUGGCAGUUUCUCAUGGAGAGAGAAUGCAGUACUUAUGAAAUAUCAAGCACCAUAGCCACUUCAAAUCACUGAUGCUUGGAGUGACCCUUUAAGGGGGUGUGCCUGCUAUUGUGCGAUGCAAUGAUCACAAUUUUUUAAAAAUUUUUGCAUUGGUACACCGUUUACGUGUGGUUUCCUGGCAUUAACUUAUUUAAACACACAAUCUGUCAAAUUCGGGCUCGCUCCUGAAAUUUUCUAACUGGCAAUAGUCGGGAUCACCUGACUGCAACUUGAAGAAAGCCUUUAUCUCUUGGCUGUUUCUUAUAUUUUUAAGUGUGAUCAUUGAGCGAGGCUGAACAUAAAGCAUGAUCAGACUGUGGGAGCUCUGUGGCAGGAUAUAUAUUACUCACUGUAGUUACCAAGAGUUCCGAAAGUGGCAGAGAUCAUGGGAUCUGUAAACAGCCAUCCCAUAAUGCACAAAAUGAACUCCCAAUCUGUGAGACCGAGUAUGCCAGAAAGGGACAUGUAACGUCAUAGUUAGUUGUGUUUUUUUAUUUUAGUUGUUUUGUUUUUUUAAUUGAUAGAGAUAGAAAUAUAGAUAAAUACUUUUAUUGUUAUUUUUUUUUUUUGACAGGACAAUUUUUUUAAAGUGAGAACAUUUUCCUUUCUACUAUUGUAAUCAUUCACUGUAUUAAUCACCACGCACACAGCACAGCUCGGAACGCUAUGCACAGAGCCAAGAACUGCGAUGUGGGCGUGGCCUGCAAGUUGACAAUACUGACUGGAAAAGUUUGAGCCAGGCUUUCCCAUAUAAUUCCAGUAGCAAGGGUUUAUUAACAAAAUAGACAUUUUAGAUUACUAGCCCCUAAAACACCAAGCUGGAGUGCAUCAGGCUUUGGUUUUCUAUCAGCCGUUAAACCACAACUACCGCAAUUCUCACUGUAUAGCAGUCACCGUAUAGCAGUGGGUGCAGCAUGGAGACCUGGUUUAAAGAGCUUAUUCUGAUUGGAGAGAUUUAACCUUAUGAAAGAAACCCUUACAAUAUCUAGAGCUGAUCUAUUAUUUCUACAUAUUAAAUACGAAAUUACUAAAUGUCAACCACCCACUUUAAUAAGCUCUAACCUAUCAGUAUGUUAUAUGAAGACCCAUAGUAAAAAUUUCUGACAUUUAAAAGUGUGUUUGUAGGAUAAUCUGAGAGCGAGAGAUUAGUCUGUUUCUAUGUCAGGGAAACCUGUACAGUUGAUGAGGUUUUUGAAGUCAGCUAUAAGAAUGCACUUUGGAAUAUAACUUGUAAUUGUGUCAAAAGGCCACUGUUUAGAACCGCAAUUGAUGUAGAAAUAAGUAGUGUUAUGCCAUCAUAGGUCCACAGUCUUUCUGUUUUCCUCCAAACUUUCAGACUAUACCUCAGUAUCCCAUCCCUUGUCACUCCAGCUCCAAUGUGGUGGUGGAACCCAGUGGGCUACUGGAGAUGAAUAAUUUUACCAGCCAGAGGCUUGGAGAUGAAGAGACAGUCAUUGUCCAGGACGGAGACAGCAGCGUGGAGGAGAGAAGCAAGUGCAACCCACCUCUCAGUAUUGACCAUGUGUAGUUCCUCUGCUAAUAGAGAACAUCUGAUAGCCUUGCUGUCUUCACAGAAUGAAAAACCUGAAGAUGUUUUCAAAACCUAAUGAACUGCUGAACAUUGAGUUACCCCAGAAUGUUUAUGGACGAUGAAUUAUAAAAUCUAAGCAAGGCCAAAAAGUUGGGAACUAGGUUUCCACCUUUUCAACCUCAUUUUGCUGUGUAUUCUUUUAAAAUGGUGCCGAAACGUUUCAAAAUGGUAAAGGAAGAGGGAUAUCAUCUUUUAUUUUUUCUUCAUUUUUACAGAUAAAAGUGCUUAUGACCUGGCCCCCAUGCUAAUGGCCUAUUAAAAAGACGCUGGCUGGAUCGUUAUAGAAAUCAUGAUACAAUUGGGCUCCCAGGGCCUUUGUUAUAUUUGGAAAUACUUUUCAAUUGGAUCAGAUCAAUCAACAGAGUACUGACAUGUCAACGAAUUGUGGAGAAUUCCACAACUCGAAAUGCAUUAAGACGCCAAUAACUUAUUUAAAAUGAAAAUUAGCAAGGUGUGUUCAUAGGCACCAAUUGCUUCCCUUAAAUUAGGACAAUUUAAUCGUGCUGAUUGGAAGGAGCUCUGUGAAAUGUAACUCUCUAACCCUACAUGACAUGCUGAACAUGUCCAGAAUUUAAAGCCGCAUGACGCUUGCAUCUCCGACCACAGGACGGUAUCUAACCUUCAUUUGUUUAUUACAUUUUUGCAGGUGAAUAUACCAGCUAGAUGUUGAUUGUCCACAGCAUUCCUGUUUUCCCAUUAGCUUCCUUGUAGCAAGCCCAAGUGAUGGAGUUAUUCCCUUGAUACCUGCACUUUUAUUUUUUAGGCGUAUUUUUGUUUUGUCUUUGGUUUUCUACGUUUGUUGUUCUGGUCUUCACGUUUACCAUUAAUUUGCUGAGAUGUAGGUGUUUAAGUUGCAGCUGCAAUACAUUUUUUUACGAACAUGCAAAUAGGAAAGUUUCGAUCCAUUCUAUAUCGUGAUAGAUGGAUUAAUUCAUUGGAACUCAGAGUACACCGUCCGUCCAGUUAUAUUAUCUGGUGUCUGUGCAAAGUCUUCUAAGUGCUCUCGUUGGAUCUUUUUUUUUUUUUCUGCCUCUCAGCUGUGACAUAAUGCACAAGGUGUUAUAUUUUCAACAUUAGCGCUUGUGUCCAAAAUAUAUUUUUGAAUUUUUUUACUAAUGGUUAUAUGACAGUCUCCAUUAUUGAAGGUUAAUAUUUUUUUCUCUCUCCAUGAACUGGGCUCAUGUGAUUGUCAGAAUACGCUUUGGAAUGUGCAGACAUGCAUCUUACGACAUACGUGUUGUACAUCAGGUUAUAUUUUUAUGGAACUAAGAUCCGGAAUACUUUCAAUAAAGCCUGAUGGACUUUUAAAGAAAAAUAGAUCUCUCUAGAGCAGUGUUCCCUCUAACGGCUACAUUUUGAGUGACCCAGCUCUGAAACCAUUAUGCAAAGAAUUGCAAUCAGCUCCUGCAGUUUGCAUUGGAUUUCUGCUCGAGAGUUGCUUGUAAAACCUAUUUUCUUUGCUAUUUCAGCUCUGACCUGCUCACAAGCCUCCUUAGAGGGAACACUAAUUAGGACGUGGUAAAUAAAAAUACAUGCGCCCAAAAUGUAUUUACUGUUUGCCGGCUAGUGGUCUUUUUUUUCAACCUAUAUAUGUAUCUAUGUAUAUAGUUCUGUGUUUGUUUCUUUUCUCACAGAAAUGUUACAAUUGGAUUUUCUUCCAUUUUAUGGCAAAGGUAUUUAUUUGGAUGGGGUUUCUUUUAGACUCUUAAUAAAAAUGGUAAAACGUUUGAUGAAAUCCAUCUUAAUAAGAUUAAAUAAUUCAUGGCCCUAUGUUUUAUGCAUUUUAUGUGCAUAGUUGAAGAGCCAGUAAGUCUAGAGUGGCCAUAAGUAUCCCUCUUCUUGUAAAAAUAAAAUAAAAUAAACUACCACCAUGCUCUGCUAGAGUUCAUAUUGACUAUAUCUGUGGCUGGCAAUAACCGUAGGAGAUACAGUUGUACAGCCACUCGGGGGCCAUCAUUUAGUCGUGCCUUACUUAGAACCAUUGUAUAAACCUUUAUAGUGCUUUAUCAUUAUUUAGCUCGUACUUUCCCUUAAAGUGGUACCGUCAUGUUUUUUUUUUCUUUCCUUAUGCCCUUUAUAUUUUAAUGGUUGUGCUUAGCUUGCUACUUAAAGCUCCUAUUUAUGUAUAUUUAUAACCUUGAAGGACCACUAUAGUGCCAGGAAAACAUACUAUAGUGACCUGAGGGUGCCCCCACCCUCAGGGACCCCCUCCCGCCGGGCUGGAUGGCGAGGAAAGGGGUUAAACUUACCUUUUUUCCAGUGCCGGGCGGGGAGCUCUCCGCCGCCUCUCCUCCUCCUCCUCCUCUUCGUCUGAAUGCGCAUGCGCGGCAGGAGCUGCGCGCGCAUUCAGCCAGUCCAAAGGAAAGCAUUCAUAAUGCUUUCCUAUGGACGCUGGGGUCUUCUCACUGUGAUUUUCACAGUGAGAAGCACGCAAACGCCUCUAGCGGCUGUCAAGAGGCAGCCGCUAGAGACUUUAGAGGCUGGAUUAACCUUCAGUGUAAACAUAUCAGUUUCUCUGAAACUGCUAUGUUUAUAAAAAAAGGGUAUCCUAGAGGGACCUGGCACCCAGACCACUUCAUUAAGCUGAAGUGGUCUGGUUGCCUAGAGUGGUCCUUUAAAGGGGGACUUAAGUAACAAAAACAGAUUAAAUUGGAAACAUUGCAUGCCAAGUGACAGUGCUGCUUUAAGAAACUUUAUGUGGAGAAGAGAUGUCCAUGAUGGCUUGAGAAAGGCUCUUGUGUGAGCCAAAACAUUGCCAUUCCAUCUGUUCUCUACAUUUGGUAUAUUUCCCUGGUUUGUGUUGCUCCACAGUGUGGAUCUUCUAAUGAAAAGUAAUAUGUUCGAAAACACAAUACGACCAUUGACCGAUUUCCAUGGGAGCCAACAAUCAAUCAUUUUAUGUGAUUUCCUGACCUAAUAGAGUUCAAUAUUGAAAGUGUCAAUUUUCGUAACCACUUGUUUUGUAUUUUAUCCAGCAGUUUUGGAAGACCCUCCAAUUCCUAUAAUUUUAUUUUAUUUUUUUUACCAGCCAUGCCACAGCACCUUCCAUCAGUUAGUUAGGUCUUUCCCUGGGGCAGGGGAUGUUUGGCCUUUCAGCUGCUGGUUCUGGGGCCAGGCUAAGCAUGCUGGCAAAUGUAGUCCAUGACUGGCAGCACAUUGUGACAAUGCCAAGCCUGUUCUUGGGCAUAUUGACUCUUCAUCCCCAAGAUUUCUUGUUUUUUUGCCGCUCUGCACAUUCCAAAGACAAAAAUAAAAAAAAUUAAGUAGUUUUUUUCUCCCUCUUUCUUUGCAAAUGAAUGAAAAUAAAAUACCUUGAUAUUGUUUGUCAAAAAACAAACAAAACAAAAAAAAAACCAUACGUUCCCAUUUGACGUUUAAUGAAUGAAAUGUUCAAGUUAAAGAUCUAGGCUGAAAGAGCUAAACAAUUUUUUCAAAAUAUUUUUUAUUUUUUCACUACUUCUACUCCUUUGUGUGAAUGCUUACUCACUUUAAGCACCAUAACCAUUUUAAUCUUAUUGAAAUAGUUAUGCUGCCAUGAGUCCCUUGGUACCAGAGUCCAAAAAAGAAAAUGUCUGUAGGUAACGUCAGUCCUUAACAUCGCAUUUCAAAUACAGCAUUAACAUUUCUUCAUCCCUAAAGUUGAUGGGGGGGGGCAAACAAAAAAAAUAACAAAAAAAAAUGUUUUGGUUAUGAAUUUUUUUUUUUUUUUUUUUCCUGAAGGAGGAAUAUUUAAUGCCUUUUUUUAACUUGCUUGUUUGUAUAUAGCUGCCGUUUUUACAACUGUUUUGUACAGAUAUUCGAAAUAAUGUUUUCAUGACAAAUCACUAAGCUUUAUUUGUAAAUACUUUGUACAGUGAUGCUACAGCUUUGUGCAGUUGUAGUUGUUUUUUUGUACCCAUAUUCUGGGCUGUGCGUGUAACAUUUUGUGUAUUUCACAAGUCUUUUGACAAACUUAAUAUGUUCUGAAACAGGACAUAGCACUUUGGUGUAACGUGUGGCACUGCCGAUAAGUCUGGUUCCAGGAAAUGUUGUAUAAUUGGUAUGUUUUACUGAACACCUACAUUUAUUGGUAGCUGCAAUGUUCUGGUGUGACUUCCUUAAAAAAAGUUAAUUUGAACUGUCUAUUUUUAAAAGAAAAAUACAAUAGGAAUCGCUCUAUAGGAUAUAGUGGAUCUUUUUUUUUUUUUUUUUCAUUUGAAUUAAAAAUAUAAUUGAUAUAUUUUUUUUUUUUUACCAGUUCUCUGUUCAAUGAAAAGCAUAGGAUUAGUUUACCCCUUGAUAUAAGCCAAUGUGUGAUGUAAGACCCUCAGCAGCCUGUAUAUGAGCAAUAGACACUUGUGGUCAUGUUUGCAACAUGUAUUUUUCAUGGCGAAUCCAUCCAUACACCAUAUACCAUAUGUAUGGUGAGGUCUGCCUGCUUUGUCACUGUUCUUAACGGCAACCAAUGACCCUCAUAUUGGGCGAAGACUGGUAUAUUGUAACACGGAGUAGUUCUGCCCAUGUAAACUUGGUACCACAAAUACUAUCUAAAUAGUACUUGUCUUUUUUGACCCGAUAAUGUACAGUACUGGCAAGUGUAAUAACACAAAUGAAAAUGCAUUUGAAAAUAGUUUUCAUUUUUCAGCAAAAAAAUUAAAAAAAAAGUCAUGUUUUGUUUUGAUAUAUUAUCGAAAUUACCUUAAUGUCCCCUCAACUCUCUGUAUGACUUUGGCAUUAUUUCUGUAGCCGUUCAGCUUAUACAAACAGAUUGCAGAUGCGCACUCUUGAAGGACCACUUAACACACACAAAGUGCUUUGUGUGAGGAGUAUCCCACCUUAACUGCACUUUAAAAGUUCCUAUUUAAAUAAGUCGUUUUAAAGAUCAAUGAAGAAAUGCCAGGGAGAUGCGCUUUUGUGCCUGCCAAUGCUCCAUGUCGUCCCCCCACCCCCUUCCUCCCCAAAGUGAGUCUGUGAGCUUACAAUCUGCUCUUUUGUGAUCCAGGUGCAUUUUUCCUACUCGGAUCCUGGUCCUCCCGGGCCCCUUUCAUACACUAUUCUACCCCCUUCACUGAAAAUGCGCACAUUACUGAGAAUUGGAGGCUUCUUAAAGAGAAGAUUUUGACUGGUCAUCUCACCAUGCACAAACUGAAAGUCUGUGCCGGGGGGGUAAAAGCCACAGGCAGAAGAUCUGCAGCUCUUGCAAUCCUAUUUUUAGAUGUACCCCAAUAAAAACAUGCAGCAAAAAAAUGCUUGUGUGUUUUCUUUCGGGAUAUAUUUACUAAAUAGUGAAGUUAUAUAAAAAAAAGUAAAAUCUUGCGGAGUGUUCCUUUAAGAUCCUAUUAAUUAGCCUUAUGCUUGUUUAAACAGUUCAACCCACCAGUGAAACAUAUUUUAGAAAGACUGUGUCCUUUUGUUGGUGCUUUGAACAGAGACAAACCUUUUUUUUGUUUUUUUUUGUUUUUUUAAUGUUCUAAUAAUUGACUAUUUGCAUAUAUUGUUUUUUUUCCCCCUGUUUCUCUCUCCCAAAUAAAAAGUAACACGUUCCACAAAUGUUGCUUCUUGUAUUAAUCACAUAUAAUAUAAUAUACUCUUAUCUCAUUUCUUACAUUGCAAUUUCCUUUCAAGUGAUAUAACACCCAUUAAAACCACUAGGUGGGGACUUUCAGGGGAGGGGCCAAGGGAAGCGUUUGCAUGAUGGAAAGUUCCACACUGAGCUCCAUUUUAAAAGGUCACCUUCUGACUUUACCGCAGCCACCUUUGCUGCAAAAGAGGUCAAUGAGAAUCCCCCAGAGGUCCAGGACUGGGACAGCUUCGAGCAGGCCUGGUGCCAUCUUGGCCUCUCAGUGCAGAAUUCGGUAGGGCCUGAAGCAUAAAAUAUAAUGCGCUUCCAGGUGCCCAGUCUAGUGCAGAACACAACACCCCCACACAAUAUCUAGAUCAAUUCACUGUUGGCAGAAGGUAGGCCUUAUCUCCCCACCUAUUGCUGCAGACGCAAGCCACUCACCACGCCAGCCUUCGUCCCUGCAUUUUCUACAACUUAGCAUAGUGACCUGAAAGCACAAACUUAGAGAAGAACUCCUACCUGGACCCAUUUAAUUUGAUCUGUACAUACCUCGGUUAAUUUAUUUUAUUUAACCAUGCCAUCACUUACUAAUCCUACUUGCUCCUCUGGGCCCUGACUCAUGAUUUUAUUUCCCUAUCAACCUAAUCUAACUCCAUUUGAUAACAUCUGUGGGCUCACAUUUUUCAAGUUUUAUGCACACUCACUAAAGGGACCUCUAAUGAUAUGAUUUAAAGUCGGCUGGUUUUGUAUGGGAUAAUGGGACUUUAAAGGAAUUGCCUAUCCCUAUACUCUUCUCUUUCCUCAACAAUGGCGAAAUUAAUAGAAUUUGGGAAAAUUAACACCUAAUCACAUCCAAAACAGUCUAACACUUUCUGGAAAACACCAGACAUAUGCACAGAAGAAAUCUCAUCAACACCACUAGCCUCGUUCACACCGGAAUGUUCAACUAGCUGACGAUAUCACUGUUUAUCUCUAAAUUGGAAGUGAAAAUCGACUCAAUACUCCGCACUUUUGACAAUCUUGUCUAACACCUCCAGACUUGAUAGCCUUGAAAACAUACAGUGAUCUAAAAGACUCCUCAACUAAACGACAGCUCAUCUCCCAACAACAAUCUGCUCUGCAUUGGCUGCCCUUACGGUAUAGGACUCAAUUUAAAAUUCUGGUUCUUGCUUACAAAUCUCGACAUAAUGCUGCUCCAACCUAUCUAUCCUCCCUUACACACAAGUAUGUCCCGUCUAGAACCUUACACUCUGCCAAAGAUCUACAUCUAUCCUCUGUUCGUACUCUCACCUUCAAGACUUCUCUAGGGCUGCCGCUUUCCCGUGGAAGCACAUCAUUUAAACUGUUAAUAGCUCCCUCCCCAUGCAACCCUGAUUCCUCUCCUGCAACUGUCAUUAUAAAACAGUCUUCAGUGAAUACUAUUCUACCAUUACCUUUCGUGUCACUUUGCCCCACAUGUAAGCUCAGUAAGCAGGUACCUCAACCUUUCUGUUCCUGUGCAUCCAAAUCAUCUGAUUACAAUUGCGUGUUUGUUAGUCCACCCAGAUUAUGUCCUGAAAGAACUGACAUUUCUUCGUUGAGCUCAAACAACAACUAGACCAAGACCAGUAAUGUUCAUUUCUUUGACAAAGAAACCAUACGAUAAGCAUACAGAAAUGCAAUGAAAUUGGUAACCAAGAACACAAUGCUUAACUUCCAAAACUAUUCCAUGAAAUUAACAGCUAAAAGGUGAACGUUCUCUCCCAUAUGUAAAUCCCUUGUUAAGAAGAAAAUAAAAUUCCAACUUCAAAUUCAUGCAAAAUUUUAAUUUACAUACGGCAAUCAACCUACUUGGCUUUCCUGCUGCUGCUUCCUUGGCUUUCCUGCUACUGAUUAAUGCCCUUGACUUCACCUGAGUUAUCCGAUGUCUGAACCCUAAAGCUCUCCCACCCACAGGUCCUGGUGUCUCUUGGGUCAUACCAUCCAUCUGGUGAUGCCCCAUAUGCUCUGUUCUGUCGUCCCACUACGAGGACGAUCAGGGAAGUAUUCAUUUUCAAAGAAGCCUCUUAUCUUAUAGACAGAUGGAGGAUAUGAAACAUCAAGGUCUAGAAUUACACACGCACAUCUAAGGCUCAUAACACCUCAUCCAGCAUCAAUUUUUAGUCUCCCCUGAGCUGGUACACAAGCUGACAUAGACAACAUUCGAAUAUCGGACCGCGGUCCAAUGACUUUUAACAUAGGUCCACCCCUCCUGUUCACCCCACAAUGACUCAUUCAAAAACAUGUUGGUCGGAGCAUGGCCAAUUUUACAGACGACAACUUGGACCAUAUAGAUAACACAAUGUUAUUCUGACAGACUUCCAAGGCCAAAUAUUAGAAAUAUAACAAACUUGAUAUAGAUUUGCCACAGCCACACCAACUGAUGCAAUAAUAAAAAGAUGCUUUUGUGGAGGCAAAACAACUUUUAGAUGUCUUCUUAUUGUAAAAAUCAAAUAAAACUAGAAUUCCUUAAAUACAAUUUUUUCAUUGGGUUAGAUGAAAGGGAAAGCUAAUUAUGCAAAUAAUAAAAAGUGACGCAACCUACACCACAGAUCCAGUGGGGAUAAAAAAACAAAACCUUAUACGCCCAUUUUUCAAACCGCUUUGCCUCGCAGCCUGGUGACCCCGUGAGAGAAAUUAACCUUUUAAAGGGAGCAAACCCUAUUAGGGAAGAGGAGAUAGCACGGGCAAUAUAAAUGGAAAAGACCAAAUUACCAGCACUCUUAACUUCCUUGUUCAAUACGAUCGAUAUACAUAAAUAAAGCACCGGUUUAACCCAUUACAGCCUCUAGAAUAUUUCUAAUCUCAAAACCAGGCACGGACUCUGCAGUAUAAAUUUAUUGUAGACCGACCAUGCGACUAAAUAAUGACUUCAAACUUCCUACUAAAAUAUGGUCCAACAGCCUCAAACUGUUUUUACCCUCCAUUUUACAUGCCCAGCAAAAGGGAUUUACUAAAGGCAGACAGUCCAUCCAAGGAACCAGAAUGGCCUCCAUAUUCUCCUGGAAACCGAGGGGAAAAAAAUUGUCUUCCAAUUUCUUUCCAUUUUUUAUGAAAAGGAAGAGGAAGUUCCCAGCACCACAGCCUAUCACAUGACAUAUCACUGGAAAGCGCAAGAUGCCCUCUUUACAAUACAGCAGGGAUUGAUAGAGUAGCUCAAAAGGAUAAAAAGAGAUGCAAAAUGUCCAGUACAGAGGACACGAAUGGUCUGGGUCUCAGGAGGACGUACAACCAACACUCCAACAGAAACCAAUUUCUCCUACUGAGCUUAGAUGCUCAGAGGCCUUUGAUCAAGUAUCGUGGCCUAUACACUCAACGAUCAUAAUAAUCAUGAUUACGAGAGGGGUGAUUACCUAUUCUUUUAUUUCUUUAGACCCACUCAUUAGAUUUAUCUAUUCUUUUGAAGACAUAGAGGGAAUACAGCUAGGCCCACACACAAUUGAAUUUUGGGGUUUUGCAGACAAUGUUACUUUACCUCUUUGGAUCCUGCAAUAUAAUUUAAAAUAAUUUCAGAAAGUAUUACUUUACUGAGAGGGUAGUGGACACAUGGAAUAGCCUUCCAGCUGAAGCAGUAGUGGUUAACACAGUAAAGGAGUUUAAGCAUGCGUGGGAUAGGCAUAAGGCUAUCCUAACUAUAAGAUAAGGGACUAAUGAAAGUAUUUAGAAAAUUGGGCAGACUAGAUGGGCCGAAUGGUUCUUAUCUGCCGUCACAUUCUAUGUGUAUCACAAAUACAAUUGCCUUUUUUGAAAGAUAUGGCACAAUAACAAGCUUUCAAAGUAAUUGGUCCAAGUCAACAACUCUGAGAUUAGGCUCAGGUCCGCCGAUACGUUUACAGACACAGGCAACUCUAGCAUGGGCAGCCUCAAAUUUUAAAUAGAUGGGGUGCUAAUAACAAAGUAAAUGUCUGCUAUAUAUAAAACUAACAUGGGACCAAUUUUGGCUGAUGUACAAUGUACAAUACAUCCUCUGUAGAUGGGAACGCUUCCCCUUGACUCCCUCGGGGUGAGCUACCGUACUAAGAUCGGUUAUAAUAUCAAAACUUCUAUAUCCACUAUAAGCCUUACCAAUGGGUAAGAUCAGAUGGAAAAAAAACAAAAAAAAGCUUUAAAUCUGAUUUUCUAUAAAUUUCUCUGGAAACAAAAUCGUCCAUGAAUAGCAAUGUAUAAAUCCAGAUUUAUAAACCUAAGCAGCACACUAUCGACACACGCUGGACUGGAUAAAAGAAACCGGACAAUUUACUGCAGUACACUUAGAAAAAAAAAAACUGCGCUAGUAUAUCACUUUCCAGACUACUACACACCUCAUAGCCUUUCCUCCCAUAGGAAGCAAGGGAAAAUCCUCUCUUCGCGUUCACUAUUAAAAUCUGGAAAUUGGUGAGACAACUCUUGGGGUUCCAAUGGCAAUACACCAAAUGUUUUCCAUUCUUAUGCAGGCUGUAUUUUAAGGAUGAAAAUGCCCAAUACACAUAGCUUUUUUUUUGGACGAAAGCCUCUCACACUCCAACAAAUUAAACACAAAUUUCUUGACCGUGAUGUUCCAUUCCACAUUUCAACAUUUGACAACACUGGCUCAUGAAGCUCUCACAACAACAACAACCGUCAAACUGCUAAACCCCUUAAGGACAAUAUUCCGUCAUGAUUCCCUUUUAUUCCAGAAGUUUUCCUUAAGGGGAUAAACUACUCCCAACAGCUACCUAUCAAGAAAUGCAUUGGAAAAUCGUGCAUCACGUCUGUUACUCUCCUCAAAAAUAAUUUCCCCUAAAACUCAGUGACUCCGCGAAAUUGUCUAAAAUGAUGUACAAACAGAACAGCCCUCCACCAUUGCUUCUGGAGAUGUGCCGAAAUCGAGGCUUUCUGGAAACAGGUAGAAAAUUAUAUAAUGAAAUUACUUGUAUUAUUGGGGGUGAUGACGGAAUACUCAAAUCAUUGUUACAAAAUGGCACGUAAAAGUAUACUGCAUCAUUUGAUAGAUCCCUGUCCCCCCAAUAGCAUUACUUUACACGAAAAUAUCUUUCCUAUUUCAUAUGGACUGGGUAGAAAUCUUGUUAAUUAAAUCGCCUUAACAAAGAAAUUCUUUCUUACCUGGCAACCAUGUUUCAACACACGAGACAGAACAUCCCAAUCCAAAAUUAAAUCUUCUUUGGAGCUUACAGACUGGUACUCGACCAGAGUUAUAGCGAGCCACCCGCCCCCUAGACCAAUGGCAACUUGCCAAAACGAGACACCUCAAGCUAGUUGUCCCCGAUAUUGAGCUAACCUCAAGCUUAUAUAUUGAGACUACUUACAGGAGAGCAUGUUUAGUUUAUUUUAAGUUACGUUUUUAUUUGUUGUAUUAUUUCAUUUUCUUUUUGUACGUCUUUCAAGCAAAAAUGUCAAGCAAGAGGCACAGUAAAUAAGUUUCAACUUGUACUUUACAAAAUAACUUGUCUAUAUUAUGCUGAAUCUAGCAGAUUUAUUCAAGACAAUAAAAAAAGUUUGAAACAAAAACAAACACCACUAGGUGGUGCAAUUAAUACAGAACUUUUCCUUUCAUAAUAUUCAGAAAAAUGGUUUUACAUUUUUUAUAUUUUUUUUAUAUUGAGUGAUCUUUUUACCACAGGAAUUCUUCAUUAUCCUUAAAAUCCGUUAUGCAAACUGUCUCUCGUAUGGAACGGCAAGGUCAUUUAUUCAGAGCAUACCAUAAACACGUAACCAGAAAACUAUUCCAGAGAUGUGUGAAGGGUCUGUCGACUGAACCUCAAGUAUAUUAGCAACUGCAUAAAAUCUUUUAUAAGCAGUGAUAUUUACUAAAAAACUGGGAGUAGGUGAUGAUGCAGGAAGUGAUCACUGCUACCUUUGUUCUCAAGUCCUUGCAAGAGUCAUCUGUAGACAGGCUGCACGUGACCUUUCUUUUUUCUGCCGUCUUCACAUAUAGUUUUCAAUAUUUUUUUAUUGUCCUGUAUUAUAUUGAUUCUGAUGUGUAGUUUGGGCUUGCUCUGAGCAAAACAACUUGACAACGAAUAAUUCAUUUGUACAUGGAAGUCAGUACACAGAGGAAGUUAUUUAUUUUUGCUUUUAAUGUACUGCUCCUUGUGGUCUCGUUUAAACAGAAGAUUGUGUUUUCUUGUAAGACAGACUAUUUUACUACCUGUGAUGAAAAAAAAAAAAGAAACAAACAUUUAGAAAGAGAUGUAAUAGACCCAAAUGUGUGUACUCUAAACCGAACGCCUGUAUAUAAUGUGCAUUUGUUUUUUUUAAUAUUCUCUGAUAAUCAUGUAAAUCCAUUUUUAACUAUGUUUAAAGUCAGAAUAAAAUACAUCACUUGCAUCGUCUUGCAUACGUAUAGGUCAUUCAGAA
Molecule: messenger RNA, 48870 nt
Organism: Pelobates cultripes (western spadefoot toad)
Lineage: Eukaryota; Metazoa; Chordata; Amphibia; Anura; Pelobatidae
Source: the annotation of a GenBank genome assembly